GACAACCACUCUUGCCUCUCCAUUAAAGACGACUCCAAGCAUAGACUGCUAGAGGUGAGUUAUCCAUCUGUUAAACCACUCCAAUCAGACACACUGGCUAGUUUUAGUAGCUCUAUUAGUUACAGAUCGAGGAUCCAUUCCCCACUAGUCCUAACCUUAAACAUUAGAGGGGAAAAUGUCAAACUAAACCCUAGAUCAGUGGCAACCAAUCAGAAGCUCCUAUGAUGAUCUCAGUCCAUUCUGAUUUGGCCUCAUGUAACAUUCUGGCCAGUCAUACUAGGUUAAAGCUAUCUUACUGAUGUCAGCCAUUUUUGAAACCGCCCAUAAAACACAGAGAGACAUGGUUAACAGACUCCUAACGAGAUAAUGGGCCAUGUUAAAGCCUCUAUGACCUUCUCAGAGCUCUCUCUCCCAGUUCUUCAUGGUGGCGGCUUUUGAUAGGCCCACUGGAACCAGUGUGAAGGAUAGGCUCAUUGUUUCACAGUUUUUCCUGUCUACUGUGCUGUAUAAUGGUGCACUGGUGUCUAGUUAGCAUGUAUAGUGCCAGAGAGGGAGGUGCUUUCAUCUGAAAAUGUUUGUUAGUAAUGAUGUUUUUAAAAUGGUCCAAAUCUGGCAUGGAGGACUGAUCUCAAUAUUAAACCUCUUUUGAGAUAUACAAAUCUCAGACAAACUUUAAUUGUUGUGAGAACAACUAUCCCUUUAAGUAUUGUUGUGUUACGGCAGGACAAGCUCUAUAAGUUCAUUGAAGCUAUCACAACCCCCUAGACACACUACUCACCUCCUCUGAGCAUACCUAGGGUCUGACAGCAUCACCACUGUGGCGCAGUCAGCCACCCCUCUCUCAUACUGCAUUUGGUAUUAGAGCCAACAGUAAACUGUUAAUGCACAGCAAAGUCGCCCUGCCACUGUUUUGAUCCCCACUCACAUUCUAAUUGAGUCCAUAGAAACUGGUGUACUCUGGAGGAGUGUGGUUAGGUGGGUCAGAGUGAGCUUGCCUCUGUUAGUCUGUUAGUCAGCUGGACAUACCAUGAAAUACCAUAUUUUGAUGAAUCUUAGAUGAAGUUCUGUAAAUAUGGUCAGAAAUAGAGUCUUAAGUCUAGUUUUCUGCGUUAAGCCCCAUCCUGCCAUCAUUACGCCAUCGUUGUCUGUUUUUCUAAUCCCUCACCACCCCUCCAUUUUAGGCUGUUGUUGUUUCCCCUCUGAGCAGAGCAGAGCUUCACCCUCUCAUUUCCUCCUCCUCUCAGCCACAUAAACAGGACAGGUAUUUUUGGAAGCGGAUGUCUGUGGGGGAACCAUUGUUUUCUUUAACCCCUGAGUGUGUGUGUCACUUCCUGUCCCCCAGAAUGCUGCUUCCUGUCCAAGCCUUAUGGCAGAGAAUGUUGCACCUUCGCCCUCGGGGAUGACCCAGGACUUCACCCUGUUGCUAAGCAAUGUGGAGCAGGUACAAUAUACACUAGCCCCUGUUAAAUACUAUCCUAAAUGUGGUACAGUCGGAUAGGAGUGAAGUAAUUCAGGCUCUUAGAGGGAGAUUCGUGGGAAUGAUAGUGAACCCCUCAAUGAUUGCUCUAUGGGAAUGAGCUGAGACAUCUGCUGUAACUGUGUGGGAUAGGUUAGAAUCAGAAUGAUGAAUGGCUUUAACUCUGCACUUAUUUGAAACACCUUUUAGCUGUCUGUUCACACCAGGUUCUCUGAUAUCUUAUCUCUCAGUAGAUAUACAGGCAUUCACAGACAUAUGGAGACAUUCAAAGAACACAUAGCAAUCUUUAGUACUAUUUGCCCUAUCUUUUCACUUUUAGACACGUUCUACCUUCAGACGCUGAUUUCAGAUCAGUCUGUAUAACCCAAAUCCUAACCUCAACAUAUUGGAGGAAAAAAAAGCUGAUCUUGUAUCAGUGAUGAGGGUCUGACUCUGUUAGCUUGUGACAUUCCAUCUCUGACUAGUUGCCAGGUCUGGUCAGUCAUAACCGUAACCCUGUGCCCUUUCACACACUCUCUGACUGGGUUUCUAUGGCGACAGACAGUUUGUCACACAUACACACAUACGCACACCAACACAUUUUAAUUGGCGUAGAUAUAAUCAACCUUUCAUAGCUGUUAUUAUUUCAUUUCAGUUGUUUGAACAACGUCAUCAGCUUUGCUGUGAGUCAGAUGCAUACGUGUUGUAAAGUAUAGAAAAGUAGGUCUCAUACUACAGUGGGAUGACCAAACUGGCUUGACCUGGCAUUCCUUGCUGUUAUUUCGCUUGUUUAAACAUGGCUCUAUGUCUCAUCUUGGCAUAUAGUCUAUAUGAGGCAAAGAACGCAAUGACUAUUCAGAGAAGAUCUUUAUGAAUCAGGGAAAUCAAGUAGAAAGCAGAAGGAAAACAAACAAUGUAACGUGAAGUUUGUUUUAAAGUUCAAAGCACCACAGUCAUAUAUAGUUGAAGUUGGAAGUUUACAUACACUUAGGUUGGAGUCAUUAAAAUUAGUUUUUCAACCACUCCACAAAUUUAUUGUUAACAAACUACUUUUGGCAAGUCGGUUAGGACAUCUACUUUGUGCAUGACACAAGUAAUUUUUCCAACAAUUGUUUACAGACAGAUUAUUUCACUUAUAAUUAACUGUAUCACAAUUCCAGUGGGUCAGAAGUUUACAUACACUAAGUUGACUGUGCCUUUAAACAGCUUGGAAAAUUCCAGAAAAUAUGUCAUGGCUUUAGAAGCUUCUGAUAGGCUAAUUGACAUCAUUUGAGUCAAUUGGAGGUGUACCUGUGGAUGUAUUUCAAGGCCUACCUUCAAACUCAGUGCCUCUUUGCUUGACAUCAUGGGGAAAUCAAAAGAAAUCAGCCAAGACCUCAGAAAGAAAAUUGUAGACCUCCACAAGUCUGGUUCAUCCUUGGGAGCAAUUUCCAAAUGCCUGAAGGUACCACGUUCAUCUGUACAAACAAUAGUACGCAAGUAUAAACACCAUGGGACCACACAGCCGUCAUACCGCUCAGGAAGGAGACGCGUUCUGUCUCCUAGAGAUGAAUGUACUUUGGUGCGAAAAGUGCAAAUCAAUCCCAGAACAACAGCAACGGACCUUGUGAAGAUGUUGGAUGAAACAGGUACAAAAGUAUCUAUAUCCACAGUAAAAUGAGUCCUAAUUCGACAUAACCUGAACGGCCGCUCAGCAAGGAAGAAGCCACUGCUCCAAAACCGCCAUAAAAAAGCCAGACUACAGUUUGUAACUGCACAUGGGGACAAAGAUCGUACUUUUUGGAGAAAUGUCCUCUGGUCUGAUGAAACAAAAAGAAAACUGUUUGGCCAUAAUGACCAUCGUUAUGUUUGGAGGAAAAAGGGGGACACUUGCAAGCCGAAGAACACCAUCCAAACCGUGAAGCACGGGGGUGGCAGCAUCAUGCUGUGUGGGUGUUUUGCUGCAGGAGGGACUGGUGCACUUCACAAAAUAGAUGGCAUCAUGAGGAAGGAAAAUUAUGUGGAUAUAUUGAAGCAACAUCUCAAGACAUCAGUCAGGAAGUUAAAGCAUCGUCGCAAAUGGGUCUUCCAAAUGGACAAUGACUCCAAGCAUACUUCCAAAGUUGUGGCAAAAUGGCUUAAGGACAACAAAGUCAAGGUAUUGGAGUGGCCAUCACAAAGCCCUGACCUCAAUCCUAUAGAAAAUGUGUGGGCAGAACUGAAAAAGCGUGUGCGAGCAAGGAGGCGUACAAACCUGACUCAGUUACACCAGCUCUGUCAGGAGGAAUGGGGAAAAAUUCACCAAACUUAUUGUGGGAAGCUUGUGGAAGGCUACCCGAAACGUUUGACCCAAGUUAAACAAUUUAAAGGCAAUACUACCAAAUACUAAUUGAUUGUAUGUAAACUUCUGACCCACUGGGAAUGUGAUGAAAUAAAUAAAAGCUGAAAUAAAUCAUUCUCUCUACUAUUAUUCUGACAUUUCACAUUCUUAAAAUAAAGUGGUGAUCCUCACUGACCCAAGACAGGGAAUUUUUAAUAGGAUUAAAUGUCAGGAAUUGUGAAAAACUGAGUUUAAAUGUAUUUGGCUAAGGUGUAUGUAAACCUCCGACUUCAACUGUACUUCUAUGACUUAUCCUGUUCUAUUGUAACCUGUUAAAUCAAUCCAUAUGUAACUGUUCAUACAUACGUUAUGACUGACUACAAGCACUUUGAGUAGAUUGACUGUCCUUCUCUUCCUGACGUGUACACUAUUACACACAGUAUGUGUGGUCGUAUCUCCUGAUGUUUUGGCUCAGAUGUGAAUUUAUAAUAAACCCCUCUGCCUCCCAGAUGAGUUGCUGAGGUAGGGACUUUACCGUCCAGAUGUUGAUGAAUAUGAUGAAUUAUAAAUGGAUUCAGAAUUUCUGCCUGGCAGGGACAAUUAUCCUGGGCUAUUUAGAUGUUUUGCAUUCCUCCCCUCCCAGGGUUGUCAAUGGUUACCAACUAUUCAGGAGGACAGAGUUCUCUCCCAGCCAGGUCCCUGUUAUUGUUUCUCAUAUGACAUUCUAUUCCCUACAUAGUGCAUGUACAUUCAUGAACCUAUUAACAUUAGCCCUGAUCAACUGAUAGGUAUGUUAGCUCAACUAAACGAAACAGCCACUGUGCUGAUAAUGGAACUAGAAGAAGUGCACACUCUGAAUAAAGAGAGCUCCAAAACAAACUAUUGUGAAAACAUGGAGUAUUCUGGGUGCCAGGCUGUUGCUUUAGCUAACUUGUCACUUUCUUGCCAAUGUUCUCUUGCCAAUGUUUGGCAUGACAUUUCCAAAGCAGUUGGCUGAAGCAGAAACAGAACGGCAUCUAAGCUACAGGACUAGCUAAGACGAGGAAAGUAAAAACCUAACAAGAUGUGUAAAGGCACUAUACAGUAUCUAUCCCAAAAUGUGUCCCCAUUUCCCUGGGUGAUGUCAGACUGUGCCACCCCUCAGAUUGGCUUAGAAAUGAAAUGUCAUUGUCAUGACGACAUGUCUGAAUUGUUUGGUUCCGUAGGGGGAGGAGCUAGAGUGUGACUUUGGGAACGAGCAGCGGUAUGAUUCCCGAUGGCUGGAGGAGCGCUCAGUGGUCAAGUGCAGUGGAGUGACGGUGAGUACAACCAAUCAUGUUCCAAGAACACCUGUCACUCAACACAAUCUGAGUAAAGGGCCAAUCAGAAAUAAGCUGUUUAGUGUAUGGCCAAUUAAGCCAUGCUUACUGGUCGUGUAUGGUGAAAUGGCCAAUCAGUGGGCUUGUCUCUCUUACCAUAUAGCUAACCACAGUGGAGAGGAGUCAGGUGUUUCAGCUCAUUCUACGUAGAAAGGGACACCUGGAAAAAUACAUCGACAGCCCUAAACCCAUGACAGGUAUGAGCGCACGCACACACACACACACGUUUGUUUUACUAUCCUUGUGAGGACCGAAACAUUUAUUCCCAUUCAAAAUCUUAUUUUCCCUAAGCUUUAACCCUAACCCCAAACCCCUAACCCUAACCUAACCCUAACUCCUAACCCUAACCCCUAACCCCUAACCCCUAACCAUCCUUGUUUUACUAUCUUUGUGAGGACUUCUGUUACCCACAAGGAUAGUAAAACCAAAUAAGCACACACACACACACACACAAGCCCACUCCCAGAUGCCAGAAUAUUCUCAAUGUUAACAGGCCAUGUGUUUACCAUGUGAGCCCCUAGAGCAGAAGAACAGCCUUGGCCCACAGCCAGAAAAAACGGCAUACUUUCUUCCAAGACUGAUGCUUCAUACCGGCAUACUUUAUUACAAGACUGAUGCUUCAUACUGGCCUACUUUAUUAAAAGGCUGAUGCUUCAUACCGGCAUACUUUAUUACAAGGCUGAUGCUUCAUACCGUGUUCAGUCAUCAAAACACACACACAAGCACACAUGAUUUCUCUAUGGGAGGUGCUGGAACAUGGAGGUGCUCAUCUGUUUCUCUCUCUUUCUGUUCUUAUGUCUUUCCUCUCUGUUUCUCUGUGUUUAUUUAUAUUAUGUUGAAAAUAUUUUUAAUCCAAAGCAACGGACAUAGGUUCAGUAUGAUAUAUUCAACCUAUACGGUUACAUGAUGUAGCCCGUAUGUUGCUAGCAUGCUGUAUUGUGAUAAUAAAGCUCUCUCCAUUCUCCCUCCUCCUCGUUCUCUCUCAGUGGAGGUAUAUAACUGUGAGGUGGGCAGUGGGGACUGUUCCCAGUGUUGGGGACGUGAGGACCAGGGACAUCUGUGUGGCUGGUGUGACAACAGCUGUAGACCCAGGGACGACUGCCAGUAUAUGAGUAGCCAGUGUCCUGACCCCGAGAUCACCAGGGUAGGAAUAAACGCACACACACACAUCAUGUCCCAUCCACGAGAUCCAUAAGACUGAACCAGUCUGAUAGAUACUGAAACUAUCCUGUAGUGUGACACACACUCAUCCCUGCAGUUCUCCAUCCCCUCAUUAUUGACCUAGGCCCUCAUUUGGAACAGGAAGUGGUGGUGUGUCACAUGACCUGUCACAUUAUGUGGGGCGGGUGGGCACUGUGAUGAGGGUUUAUUUUGGAAGGGGAAGUGUUUAUUACAGAGGCUCAUUAAACCAAGUCAAUCUGAAAUAACACACUGUACUACUACUCCCUGACUGGCUGACUCCACAGCACAGUCACACCACUUAGACACUGGCUCUUAUGGAGGAACAACACCAUUUAUUUGGAGGGAUGACGGAGGGCAUGGGAACACUUACCCACUGCCUAACCCUGUCUAUCUGUUUUGGCCAGUGUGUGUGUGUGUAGAGUUGAGAGAGAGUGUGUGUGUGGUGUGUGUGCGUGCAUGUGGUGUUGAGGUGUGUGUGUGUAUUCUGUGCAUAAUGUUUGUACUGAGCUCUCUACGCGGUCACCCACAGAAAUAGAAUAGAGCAAUACAAAACUACAUUACAGAUGUGACCACAUUACGACCACAUGGGUCAAGGGAAUUAACAUUUAUAUUAGGUUGCAGAUCUCACUGUGGUCACCUCUUUGUGGUCAUGAAACCCAGUCAGCUGACUAUUGGGAACACAUGGUUUCAACAGUUCAUUUGGAUUCAUCUGGGUGACCUUGCUCCUUUGUACCGAUACUUUUGAACCUCUGUGAUUAUGCCACUGUGUUUGAACUCCCAGGCAUUGAAGAGUUGUUUAGAGUUGCGUUAAAACCACUUUGAACGGUACUGAAUGCUGCCUUUAUCUGUGCUGCAGUUGCAGACGGGAAGUACGGCUCGCAUGAGGCCCAGUCGGCCUAAACACUUCCUGUAGAUUAAACCUGCCUGGUCUGGCCCAGCAGGGAGACAAAGGAAUCUGACACACACCACACACACACACACACUCACACACACACACACACACACACACACACACACAAUCUAUAGUAUUUUACACACAUGGGUACACCUUUACUCAAAGGCCAGCAAGGAUUUAGAGGCACAACACACAGACUAGUAGCAGUUACCACUGUCAGCACACUCAGCGUCCCUGCAUGACUCUCUGUAUCAGCCAUUGUGUCAGUGUCAUGACUCAUGGACUGUUGAAUGUCCAUCUGUGUGUGUAUCCCACUGAGAUGACUGGGGUUAGAUGUGUUGAAAUCCUCAAUGCGUGGGCAGCUCAAAGACACACACACACACACACACAUGCGCGCGAUCAUACAAUCACACUCACACACGUACGCACACACACUCACACACACACACACACACUCAAACAGCUGCCUCAGGAGAGAGGUGAUUGUAAGGCAGGAAACUGGGGCUGUGGUUGUGGGAGUGUGAUGCAAUGCCUUGGCAGCCAUGUUUUCCCAGACAGAGAAUCAUCAGGAGUUAGUUAGAGUAACAGUCAGUCAGAGUUCUCAGCUUUACGGGGGAGUAUCUAGCACAUACACUGCAAGAGCAUUAGUGAGGUCAGGCAUUGAUGUUGGGCGAUUAGGCCUGUCUCGCAGUCGGCGGUCCAAUUCAUCCCAAAGGUGUUUGAUGGGGUUGAGGUCAGGGCUCUGUGCAGGCCAGUCAAGUUCUUCCACACCAAUCUCGACAAACCAUUUCUGUAUGGACCUCGCUUUGUGCACGGGGGCAUUGUCACGCUAAAACAGGAAAGGGCCUUCCACAAACUGUUGCCACAAAGUUUGAAGCACAGAAACGUCUAGAAUGUCAUUGUAUACUGUAGCGUUAAGAUUUCCCUUCACUGGAACUAAGGGGCCUAGCCCGAACCAUGAAAAACAGCCCCAGACCAUUAUUCCUCCUCCACCAAACUUUACAGUUGGCACUAUGCAUUCGGGCAGGUAGCGUUCACCUGGUAUCCGGCAAUACCAGAUUCGUCCGUCGGACUGCCAAAGCGUGAUUCAUCACUCCAGAGAACGUGUUUCCACUGCUCCUGAGUCCAAUGGUGGCGAGCUUUCCACCACUCCAGCCGACGCUUGGCAUUGAGCAUGGUGAUCUCAGGGUUAUGUGCGGCUGCUCGGCCAUGGAAACCCAUUUCCUGAAUCUCCCGACAAACAGUUUUUGUGCUGACGUUGCUUCCAGAGGCAGUUUAGAACUCGGUAGUGAGUGUUACAACUGAGGACAGACGAUUUUUUCGCACUUCAGCACUCGGUGGUCCCGUUCUGUGAGCUUGUGUGGCUUACCACUUCGCGGCUGAGCCAUUGUUGCUCCUAGACGUUUACACUUUACAAUAACAGCACUUACAGAUGACCGGGGCAGCUCUAGCAGGGCAGAAAUUUGACGAACUGACUGACUAUGAUGGUGCCACGUUGAAAGUCACUGAGCUCUUCAGUAAGCCCAUUCUACUGCCAAUGUUUGUCUAUGGAUAUGGCAUGGCUGUGUGCUCGAUUUUAUACACCUGUCAGCAACGGGUGUGGCUGAAAUAGCCGACUCCACUAAUUUGAAGGGGUGUCCACAUACUUUGUAUAUGUUCUGAGAAGCACAUGUUCCUUAGGUAGGAAUUUCACUACUUCAGCAUAGCGUUUCCGACAGGUUUCCUCAUGGUUCUAUAAAGGUCGAUGUCCGCGCUCUCACUUAAAUCGAAUUAGCAUAAUACAAAAAUCCCCAUAAAAAUAUGUCAGUUUAAUCUAGAGAUAUCUGUUUCUUUGCAUUGGAUGAGUCUCAAUCCACCACAUCCGCCUAUGUUGCACUUCCGCAUCUGCGGUGAAAGGUAACAGAGCUAGAGCGGUGUUUGUCAGACCAUGAGACACCCCGAAAAUCGGUCUUCUCACAAAAUCGUCUGUAGCGUCCGAACAAUUAUGACUUAAAAUUCAAAAUCAAUUUGCUAAAUUAUCCUCGGCAUGACCUUCUUAAAACAAUUCCCUGUAGUUUGUCUUUGCUUGGAGUUCAAAACAGUUAACACAAACUAAGCUAGCAGUGUUAUUAAAAGUCUUAUGGAAAUAUGCUCUCAGAACGUUAUUUAAUUACAUUCAAAUAACCUAUAAUUUCCAUUCUCAGAACGUUAACACUUCCCAGGAAAACUUUCAGGAAAUCAUAGUAAAAUGUUCUCAGAACCUCCCUGCAACUUAAACAUUUAUGUUCCCAGAAAAGGAAAUAUUUUCACUUCCGUUUUCAGAACAUUUAAAAAAACAUUCAGUUUUACCAGUCAGGAAAUGUAUGGAUUCAUUCCCAGAACCAAAAAACGUAAGUUCCCACAAUUUCCAAAAAACCAAAUGAACUAGCUGGGAUGUUACUUAUGUGGAUGGCAAGCUGGUAAAAUACCGUAAUGAGUCGUUACAUGUCAUUUCAGCAAGCCAUGUCGCCCACCAUCUCAGAUUGUUCAGAAAUUGUUUCUGUAGUUGGAAACAGAUGAGAUUGGCAUUCCUGAAACAUUAUUUUGUUGAAAUUAAGCUAAUUGAUUGCAUCAAAAUGCGCCAUAUUAAUUGAUUCAGAUAAUAGUCAGUAUUUCUUCUCCAUACUAUGCAAUGUAUUCCCUGUAAAUCUGGUGUUUUUUCCCCUCCUGUUUAGAUAAAUUAUUUACCGUAAAGUAUUGUGAAAGUACCAGGUUUUGACCACUAGCUGCCGCUGUUCUUGCUAUACUGCCACACUCUUUUAGCCAGUUUGCUGGUUUCUUGUGUUUCUCAAUUAAAUCACAACAUUUCCUUUGCAGCUUUGGGUUUUAAACCAAUAGAUUUGUCUCAUUAUGAAAACAAAUUGUGUGGUCAUCCUCAAUUUAAGCCAGUCCUCCAUGAAAGCAAUUCAGUUUGUCCUUCUUUUACACUUAACCUGUGUCCAGUAAACUGACCGUUUGUGUGAGGUUUUUUCACUUCAAAAAGAUCUAGAUUAGUUACUGUUAGACCAUUCCUGGUGAACAAGCAAACCAUUAGGCUACAGCAGUUCUAAUGGUUUCAAUGUUAUGGUCUUCAAUAGUAAAAGUCCCAAACACACACUGUUUAUUUAUUGAAUAUUAUCUGAAUCCUAUCAAUUGAAAUUGCCAAUUUGGGUGCAAUCAAUUAGCAUAAUUUCUCAGAGAUCAAAUUAUAUUUCAACAAAAGGAUGUUUUGGGAAUGCUAAUCUUAACUAUAGAAACGAUUUCAGAACAAUCGGAGAUGGUGGGUGUCGAAAUCCUCGUUCUUGUGCUUUUUGAGGUGGAACGACCCUAAUGUGUUCUAUGUGUCCGUAAUAUUGCAGGUAACAAAAGCAGUUGUCGUCAUUCCAGAGCCUGCAUUCUCGUUCCGUGGCAUGCCAAGCCCCAUUGUUUAAAACUUGUUUGAUUGGAGUUUAUUGAGUGUCCAAAACAGGAACUGACAAGCAUAGUUUAUUCGUGACAUGAAGAGAGAGAUACAGUGGGAGGGGGAGUACAGAAGUAAGGUUUCUUUCCUUUUCCUGUGUUUGUCUUCACAUCCUCCUUCAUCAGUGAGGAGGAGUUAAGAUGGACUGCAACAGUGUAUACGGUCUCAUACAGUGGGUCUAAACUAAUAAUGUCAGAUGAUGUCUGCAGUAUGGUCUGAACACCUGACCCUGAUAGAAAUCUGGAGGCACGAUCCUUCGAUCCUUCGAGGAUCUUUAUCCAAAUGAUUUGGUAUGUUCAGAAGAUCCCAUUAAAUUCAUAAUUUCCUGUCAGGAUUACUAAUUAGAGCAUUAUAGAGAUUUUUAGAGAUCCUUUAUUGUUGAAGGUGUUUUUGGAUCAGGACAUUUCCUGAUGUUAUUGUACUGUACUUUCCUCCGCUCAGCUUGAGACUCGUUCACAGAGGAGUGAGAGGUGCAAAUGAGCAACAUGGCAGCUAACGUUAUCACUAACCCCAGACAUGCUAAUACCAGAGAGACUGAGGUGCUUAGAGAUACAUAGUGAUAAUUACUGUACUUACCAAGUGGAGCUUGGAGGUGUGUGCGUGUGUGUGUGUGUGUGUGUGUGUGGACGUGUUUAACUUUACUUGUGAGGAUUAGAAGUCCACACAAGAAUAGUAAACAAACAACAAUUUGACCAACUGGUGACAUUUUGUUAGUCCCCAGAAGGUCAAAUGCUAUUUCUUAGGGGUGUAUGGUUAAGGUUAGAUUUAGGGUUAGGGUUAGGAGCUAGGGUUAGUUUUAGGGUUAGGGUUAAGGUUUUCUGGUUAAGAUUAAGGUAAGGGUUAGGUUUAGGGUUAGGGGUUAAGGAAAAUAGUAUUUUGAAUGGGACUGAAUUGUGUGUCUCCACAAGGUUAGUUGUACAAGAAUGUGUGUGUGUGUGUGUGUGUGUGUGUGUGUGUGUGUGUGUCACUAUUUAAUCUAAAGGCUUAAAAAUGUGACUCAUUUUGGGAUAAGCUUCUUGAAGGCCAAAAGCUUUGUAUAACCAAACACUUACUGUACAUCACCUUGGUCUUAUACAUAUUUAGGUUCUCUGUGGAUUUAUAAUUGUUUGUUUUUACAUGGAAAUAUACUGUAAGUGUGUGUAAUUUACACACUCUGUCCUCAUUUUUCACUUUAGCUCGGAAGCACAGUGUUUGUGUAUCUCGGCUGUCAAUCACAUAGCUUAUGAAUUCCUUUCUUAAUGUAGACCCUCCUUCUCCCCUCUCAACCAGACCAAACGGAAGCACUGUUUUCAUUCAUAUUUUCAUUCAUACACAAACAAAAUCUAACUCACUCAUUUUGCUAGCUAGAAAGAAUUAGUCACAAAUUCAUUCAGAAACGGAGGAAGAUUAUAGCUAGCUAUAGCAAGCUAACGUUAGCAGCUGCCUCUUCAACAAGAAGCAACUGUGACAACAUUGGUCCUUAGAUAAAAAUAAAAAUAAAGUUCUUUCCUAUUGAGCAAGUUCCACAAUCCACAAUAAAAAAAUAAAAUAAAAUAAAGUUCUACAAUCCACCCCUAAAAAAAAAGCAUGUCUCUGGGGCUUCACCGAAAUUCCACCAGGUCCGCGAUCGUAUCCAUGCGCGAAGCUUCACAUUUCAGUUUAGCCUGCACUCGGCAGGCUGUAUAGAAAACUCCCCCUGAGCCACAGUUUGAGAUGCUUUAAAAGCCACAAUGAUGGACAGCAUCCACUUUGAGGAGCAACUUCUUGCUGAAGCACUCCUUCCAUUGUUAAUAGCCAUGGAAGCUCAGGGAUGAAAUGUGACCCGCAGAUUGACGAGUAGACGGCCAAUUCGCAUGCCUCAUUCUCACAAAAUGUAUCCCACUUUUUGCAAAGUUUUUCAUUCAUCAUAACACGGGGCGUUGUGGGAUUUUUUUCUAAGGUUAGAGCUGAUUUGGAGCAAACCUCAAACCCAACUUUUAGAACAACAUAAUAUUAUAAUAAUUGAUUUAAGAGUUUUUAAUUUGGGAAUUUUUUAUUGGUGCUUUAAGUUACUAUUAUAUGUGUUUCUGGCAUUGAGAAGUAAGUGCUACAUUCCCUUUAAAAGUCUUAUUGAACAUUUUAAAGGGAUACUUCGGGAUUUUGCCAAUGAGGCCCUUUAUCUACUUCCCCAGAGUCAAAUAAACUUGUGGAUACCAUUUUUAUCUUCUCUGUGUCCAGUAUGACGGAAGUUAGAGGUAGUUUUGCCAGCCAAUGCUAACUAGCUUUAGUGCAAUGACUGGAAUCUAUGGGUAUCUGCUAGCAAAAAUGUUCAGUUUUACCGGUCAGGAAACGUAUGGGUUCGUUUCCACAACCAAUGUAAAACCAAAAACAUACGUUCCCACAGCUUCCAAGGAACCAAAUAAGCUAUCUGGGAUAUAAGUGGGCACUUACCCCAAUCUUCUCCCCCUCUCUCCCCCCUAGAUCUCCCCCCGGAGUGGGCCGUUGAAGGGAGGUACCCUGCUCACGGUGCAGGGUAGGAACAUGGGGCGCAGGGCUGAGGUGGUGGAGGUCUCCAUCGGGAUGUUCCCAUGUACAAUCCUUCCUGACCAAUACACUGUCUCUGUGGAGUAAGUAAAUGUCUCAUGAUUCAUUGAUUAAUUGGUUGAUGCAUUCAUUAGUUCAGUGUCUUCUUGCACAGGUGUCAGGAUGUUUGUAAUGAUGCUGUUGGGGUAAUUUAUUAAAGCAUAAUAUAGAACGGUACUUCUCAUUUUAAACUGUUCCGUUCACAUAAAGGAGGUACUUCGAGGCCCACAACACUAUCACCAAGGAGACAGCAGAACCCUGGGUUGACACCUGCACAUAGUAUUCCAUGGAAACACUGUAACUAUAGGACCACAUCAAAACUUCCAUACCGAUUUCCAUAAUGUUCCACGGAUGGAAAUGUUUAUCUGGUCACACUCCACUGGAGCCAAUCAGGCUGUAGUAGAAUGCAGACCGUGCUGGGGUGACCCGCAGGUCUAACCUGUCACUACACACUCUCCCAAACACACACACACACUCCAGGUCACUCCAGACCCGGCGAAUCAGAUUUCACAUCGGGGAUGACCUCACCCUGCUUGCUCGUCCCUCAUUGGUUCCCUGAGCUAGUUGUUAUGACAGUGAAAUCUUUCCUCCUCGGAGGUAGUGUUGCUGACAAAUCAAAACAUGCCAGUGUGUCUGACAGCAGGCUCACACACUGAAUAGAUGCACACACACACACCUGCAUGCGUGACCUCACCACAACCAUGGCUGUUGAGACAGGUGUCUGUUCGUGUGCUGAGAGGUCAGAGGUUCCAGCUGUGAGAGAGAGUGAGAGAGAGAGAGAGAGAGAGAGAGAGAGAGAGUAGUAUAGAGAGAGAGAGAGAGAGAUAGAGAGAUUCUAUAUAUAUCGAGAGAUAGGAGAUAGUAGAUCGCUAUAGCGAUCUCUAUCCUCGCUCUUAUAUAGCAUAAGCAGAUACGCUCUCUACGAGUACUCGACUCUCUCUCUCUCGAGCUCUUCACUAUUCAUUCAUCCUUUCGCUAAGUAGGGGUAACCAAUUCAGUACCCACUCUGGACACGUCUGUUGGGGAAAGUGUAGAAGUUCAAGCUGCCAACUCUUUCAUGUCCCUUGAGUGUCCUGGUUGGCUUCCUUCUCUCCCUCCACACACACGCACUGAAUGCACACACAUACCACUUCCAUUGCUGAUUAUCCUGGUCCUCCUCUCUGGGUAAAUAUCCAGAGACAUCACUCAUAGUAGCCAAAACAUCACCCGCUAGAUCGCAAUAUAUUUCCUCUCUGGGCGGUGGAGGAAUGUAGUGCGAGGUUCUGUAGUAAAAAAAAAAGUAUAUACUAUAGUAUUUACUGUAGUGUUUUUUCAGAGUAUAGUACGGUAUACUGUAGUAUUUACUUACUGUUUUUGGGGACAUUACUGUAGUUCAGAAAGAAAACACCACGUGGAAACAUGUUUAACCAUUUAUUUAACAAUGGUUAAAUAAAUGGCAGAAACACAGAACCUAACAGGUGGAGGCUGGGAUGGUGGUAGGAGCAAAAAGCCAGUGCAGAGUAGCAGUUGCAGCAAGUGGCAGCAGAAUGAUUGAGCAGACCUGGUCAGCUUAACUAGACUGACAAAUAAGAUAGGCGUGAUUGAUACUAGCCUCUAAUUAGGUAGGUUUCUCACUUAUGGGUGGCACAAACUGGGAUAUUGGGGAGGGGAAUUGGCAGGGUUCAGUGUUUUUUUGUGUGUAGAUAAUACUGUAAGGUUUACUAUAGUAUUCUACAGUAUACUAAAUAAUUAUAUACUAAGUACUACACACGAUCGAGGGAUACUACAUUGUGUAGUAUAGUAUUCUACGAUAUACUACAGUUUACUACAGAAUUCUGUAGUAAGUACUGUAGUAUUCUAUACUAAACUGUAUUUUUUUUUAUGUGGGCCCUUUCAAUCAGUUGGCCAUUUAUAGUUAAAAUCUGCAAAUGACUCCAUUUGUCUGCUUUGAAGUUAGACAAAGCCAUGUACUCAGUCGUUCUGGCAUUCAGCCAGAACGAAAUUCAAGUUUCUGUUGUCAUCAAAAGCCACUGAAAAGCCUUCCCCAUUUAGAGGCACAGGAGUAAACACUUGUGUCGUCAGCAUACAAGUGGAGUGUUGUGGAGUUCACAUUUACAUCAUGAAUCAUCCCGGCCAGAUACUGUGACUCAUAUCCACAGCUAUCUAUCUACUGUAAUAAUAUAGACUUGGAUGGAAUUCACUAGAGCUGGUUUUUUUUUCUCUGGUUCAUCUGUGACCUACGCUGAGCUAGGUUUCACAUUAAUUUACCAAAAUGUAUCAUUUGCCCUAGAGGUGAUCCCAUUGCAUUGAGAUUUAAACUCUCAGAUGUGGAAAUCUGUCCGAAAGUUGUGAAUUUGGCUUCAAUCAGUUACUUGUUGCAAAACCACAAACAACUACAGGGACUUGAUCCAGCUCUAUGAGCUCCUUGAUCCCCUUCAGACCCAGCCAUACCCAGCCUUCAGCCCAGCCCUGUUUCUUGUCUUGCCCUGUCUCGGGGGUACCUGUCUCACAUGUGACCCUCAGAGGAUCAAGCUUCCUGUCAGUCAGCGACUAGACCCCUGAUUGGGUUGCCAGGUAUUUCUGGUCAUUAUAGAACCAACCACCUGACUAAAUAAACCGGCCGCACGUGCUGAACAAGAGGAGGGUGAAGGGGUGGGCUUCGAGCCAUGCAGGUUUGGGGUGGGGGGUCGUGGUUCCCAUUUGUUUAUUUCUGUGGGGAGUCAUCGGAUCAUAGCCUGGUCCAUGAUCUGUACCGUAUGUGCUUUAGCCAGCUCCUCUGACUGACACACAGCAGGGCCAAAGCACAUACAGAUCUGGGAUCUGGCCUUGCAUAAUGUUCUCUGUUGCUCCAUCACUGUAUGGAUAAUCCUACUGUGUCCCUCUGGUCCCAGUACUGUGUGACAACAUGAGGCUUAAUUAGAGCCAUGAGGUUAUAAAACAAACAUCCAGUCAGCUCGUUAAGCCCCUCUGGGUUUCGCAGCAUCUAGCCGGGGGGGCUUUGAAGUCCCCCUCCUCUGGGUUUAGCCAACACUGUCCAGUACUUACAUUAUUACGAAACUUCUAAGGAUCUCUAUUGUAUUGUCUGUGUUUAGCUUUUUUCUAAAAGUUGUGAAACUCAUGAAAAAUACAAAUAAUAUGUAAUCCACAGUUGACACAGACACAUCCAAAAAGGCAAUUGCCAACAUGCUAUGCUGUCCAGCAGAACUUUCUCAGUAGCGAUGAUUGUGGUCAGUGUUGGUUAAGAUUAAGUGUGUCUGCUCACCUUACAGUGUUGCGUUCUAUCUACAGGCUGGUGUGUGUUACUGGGGAGGCCUUUGAUCCCACAAAUGAUUUCGUCAAAAUUACUGUGAACCAGAAAGCAAUGGGGGUGUCCAGAGAGGCCUUCUCAUACUUGGUGAGUGUGUUCCAUCCUCUCUCUCUCUCUCUCUCUCUCUCUCUCUCUCUCUCUCCUUCCCCUCUCUCUCUUUCUCUCCUUCCUCUCUCUCUGUCUCUCUCUCCUGCUCUCCUUUCCCCUCUCUCUCUCUCUCUCCUUUCUCUCUCUCUCUCUCUCGACUGCUCUCCUUCCUCUCUCUCUCUCACUCUCCCUCUCUCUCUCUCCAAUUGUCUCUCUCUCUCAUUGUCUCUCUCUCGUUGUCUCUCUCUGUUCCUUCCCCUCUCUGUCUUCCUUCCUCCUUUUUUUCUCUCCUUCUCCCUGACCUGCCUUUCGAUUUUCUUCUUCCUAUUUAUUUACAGUAUUUCUCUGUCUCUUGCGGGUUAAAUCCACAAUCUCUCCAUUCUUUCUCCUCCCUCCUCUCUCUCUCUCCAUCCCCCUCUCCCCACUCCCCAGUCCUUGUUCAUACUGGGAAAGUGUUCCCAAUUUUUCAGUUGAAUGUUAACAGAUGCGUCUUAAUAUUCAGGAAUGCAAGGGUGUGGGAAUCUUCAAACGUUCAUUAGAACUGCAACUAAGCACUAUUGUCACCCAGAACUCUGUGCCAGCAAAAACAAAUAUGGCGCUUGUUGAAAUGUCCCCCUCUUUGAAUUCAUGACCAGCCGAGGCUGGCUGCUUCUUCUGCUAAUUGACCCUGACCCACACAGUCUCCCAUUGGAUUAAGACUACACAGCCUGUGGAAAUACCCAUCUAAGCCCUCUGUUUCUUUCUGUUGGUCCCAUGUUUCAUGAGCUGCAAAAAAAAAUCCUCUAAAUGUUCCAUACACACAAAAAGCUUAUUUCUUUCAAAUGUUGUGCACAUCCCUGUUAGUGAGCAUUUCUCAUUUUCCAUGAUAAUCCAUCCACCUGACAGGUGUAGCAUAUCAAAAAGCUGAUUAAACAGCAUGAUCAUUACAUAGGUGCACCUUGUGCUGGGGACAAUACAAUUGCUGAGGAGUAUUUCUGUAAUAUAGCCCCUUUGUGGGGGAAAACUCAUUCUUAUUGGCUGGGCCUGGCUCCCCAGUGGGUGGGCAUGGCUGCCAAGUGGGUGGGCCUAUGCCCUCCAAGGCCCACCCAUGGCUGCACCCUGCCCAGUCAUGUGAAAUCGAUAGAUUAGGGCCUAAUUAAUUUAUUUCAAUUGACUGAUUUCGUUAUAUGAACUGUAACUCAGUAAAAUCUUUGAAAUUGUUGCAUGUACAUUUAUGUUUUUGUUAAUUAUAUUUACGAACAAGGAGUUUAUUUUUAAUUUCAGACACUUUUAAAAAGGGUUUCUGCCUAUGAGUCAUGAUCCCAGUAAAAAAUAAAAGUAUUGGAGAUGUGAGAGUAUUGAAAUGCAAACAACAAACACUUUUAGGGGUUGUGAGAAGCCCUCUCUGUCCCUUGCAAAUUCCUGGGAUGCUUCCCCAGGGUGUGCGGGAAAGAAAGGGAGAGAGUAGAGAGGGGAGAAGGGGAUUCUGAGGAAAAGGGAAAACGGUUCAGAUCCAAACGGAGACAGGAUGUGCGCCUCCUCUGCACCUCCUUCCUCAAACCUCGGGCCGGAAACAUCUGCCUCUACCUUACACACACAAGCACGUGCACACAAUAGACACCCCUGCCCCGUUCACACACACACACACAGGAAGUGAAUCAUGUCAGUGAGAAUGAGAGGUCCUCCCUGGAGGCAAGGUUCACAGAGGGGAGAGAAGCUUCGAAAGUCUCCGGAAUGCUGAUGCUGUAGAACUGUGGAUCUGUAUAGGGAUAUUCGUCUUAGCCCCAGGGACCUGUCCUGUGUGUGUAUGUGUUUUAUGUGUGUGUGUGUAUGUGUGUGUUGCUGUACUGCUACAUAGCUGGAUAGCAAAAUAUAUCCUAGCCCCAGGGAUCUGUCAUUUGUGGCUGAGAUGAACGCAAGGCCAUAAGGCCUCAGUGCAGAACAUUACUGAACUGCAGGAGUGGGCUACUCAACUUUAGUUUCCCAGGGCUGCAGUGUCCACAAGUUUUCAAACUUGAAAUAUGUUACACUCAGCAACUUACUUAGCUGAGGAAACCAAGCGUAUGGUCUAUAUACUGUAGACAUCUACGGUAUAGAAUAUUAUUUGAAUUAUCCAAUUACAGUGUCACAAUGACGCAGAACCAGCAGAUUGUUGCAUUGGAGAUGUGGACAGUACAUUACAGCAAAACAACAACGUAGCCUUAUGGCACAUGAAUAACAACACAUACUGUAUGUCCUAUCUCCCACCCCAGGUCCCCAAGCUGCUGUCCAUGGAGCCUAGAAAGGGCUCUCGUUCUGGGGGAACCAGGGUGACCAUCAGGGGGGAGCACCUGGACACUGGCUCUCAGGUCAGAGUCAAGGUCAAUGGCACCCAGGAAUGCACCAUCCUCACGUGAGUCUUGCUGUGGGAUUCAGUACAUUGUCAUCACUGUUGGACUUGCAUAUGUUGUUGUGCUGAAUCUGUAGGCUUUGUGAUGCUGAGUGUUAUUCUAAAGGAGACAGUCUAGUGGAGUUGUUUGGUUAUAUCAUGUGUGAGUUAUUGUUAUUUUUUCAGCUGAUGCAUUUGUUGUCUUUUCAGAGGCUGUGUUUUUGUUCUUGGAUGUAUUUGUUAUGGAAGCUCUUAGUGUGUGGUUUUAUUAUGCUGAUUGUGUGGUAUUUUUCUGUCCUUGUGCGUCGCUUGUGUGUCUGUGUCCUCGUGUGUGUGUGUGUGUGUGUGUGUGUGCACAUGAAUGUGUGUGUGUUUGCCUGUGUGUGCAUGGGUUUGUGUUCCAGGCUAACUGAAGACACCAUCGAGUGCACCAUGCCUGCGGCCCUGCACACACACACUGAGGCGGUGUCGGUGUGUGUGGACUUUGAAGACAAACCCUGUCAGAGCUCUGAGCUCAUCACCCAGUACAUCUACGAGAAGAACCCCAGCAUCAGCUACAUCAAACCCAGAAAGAGCUACCUCAGGUACAAACACACACACAGUGUCAUUGAUUAUGCAGUAUCUCAUACAUACAAUAGAAAACAGAACAGUCAGUGUCCUGCAUUGCUCCAUUGAUAAAUCUAACAUUCCAUAGAUUCUAUUUAUCCAGUGUUCUGUUGACAACUGAGAGUAUGACAGCAUAUAGAAAAUAUGAUUUCACUCAUUAUAAUGAUCUUGUAGUUCCAUUCUACCACAGAAACUCUCUUGGAGGGUUUGAUUGGUAUUCCACCCAGCCACAGAGAUGACAUACUGAGUUAAUGUCUUCCUGAUGUAUGCUCUGUGGCUUCUCCACAGUGUUUGCGUGUGUGUGCAUGCGUGUGUGUGUGUGUGUUUGAAAUGACACCCCAUGUGUGAGACAGACUCCUGAGGGAGGGCACGGUGCGUCUGAUUGGCAUGUGUGUUGACUCUUGACUGUGUGUAGCGUGUAGCGCGUAGCGUGCAGUGUGUAGCAGCGUGUUACGUGUAGCGUGCAGCGUGCAGCGCGUAGCGUGUAGUGUGUAGCAGUGUGUAGCGUGUAGCGUGUGAGUUUUGAACUGUCUCUGAUCAUUUGGUUAUGUGCGUGUGAGUUUGUGCUCUCCGUCUUUGACCAGAGUGAUUGUGUCUCUGUGUUCUAUGUUUCUGACCAUGUGUGGUUGUGUUCCAGUGGCGGUCGAACCAUCACAGUGACGGGGCAGGGUUUUGACCUGGUGCAGAGCGUCACUAUGGAGGUGCUAGACAUCGGACAGGCGGUGAGUAACAACAGGGUACAUCUCAAGUGUGAAGAGAUCAACUCCUGAAGUAGCAAACAUCUUAGAAGCAAAAGCUGAAGAAUGGACCCCUGCACAGUGUGUACACUUCUAGGUGAUGAUGGUUUUUUUCUCAUCCUCCUGGUCGCUCUCUAGGCCUGUAAGGUGCGGCCUCCAUCCAUGAUCACAUGCUCCUCCCCCGCCUCCAGACAAUCUCAGCAGGCCACGGUAGAGUUCUUCCUGAACGGAGUCCUCUACACGGGAGAUAGCCCUGUCUUUUACGGCCCAGGCCAGGAGGAAGAAGAGGAGCCUCACGGAGGUCACUUCCUGUUGGAGUACGUGGAGGACCCUCAGUUCUUCACUGCCAACAAGGAGAAGCUGAUCAAACACCACCCUGGGGAGCCACUCACACUCAUCAUCAACGUAUGUGAACUGCCCAGCGCAUCAAUGGGAGAGGGUGGGGGUGGGGAGUCUUGUGAGUGACAGCCUAGUCCACCAAAUGGGAGAGGGUGGAGCAGGAUGAGAACUGAAAGGCCCAUUGACCAGGGAGAUUAGUGCACUUGUUCUAGGAACUGUCCAGUCCUGUCAAUCUCACGUCAUUCUGAAAAUAAGAAUCAUGGCUCAAUGUCUUUUGUAUUAAUACUUUAAAAAGAUAAAAGACUGUCCCUCUGAAACCUGGGGUGUGUUGAGUUGAGGCCGGGCUGUUCAGAAAGAAAGGUACAAGACAUGACCACCACCUCUAAGCAGAACUCAGUCAGACAUCUUUGUGUGAGGUCCUGUCUAUAUUCUAGCAGACUAAGCUACUGCCUCAUAAAUGACUGCCUCAUAUAUGAGAGAGGAUUGAGGGUCUUAAUGCUAACAGUCAUAAAAAGACUGCUGGAUGUCCACUGGUGCUGCUGCGGUACAGACCCUGGGUGCAGUCAGGGAGAGACACAGACAGGGAAAGUUACAGAAAUUGGGCUUUGAACAUGGUCGGUCUGAGUUCUCUCUCUCUGCCCCUCUCGCUCUCUUUCUCUCCUCUGUGCUUGUGUGUGUGUGUAUGUGUGUGUAUGUGUGUGUAUGUGUGUGUGUGUGUGUGUGUGUGUGUGUGUGUGUGUGUAAGGAUGGGGCCCUUACAGGAAAUGCUGCCUUAGCCCUGUCUCCUUGGAUGAAGGAGGGGGAGGGGCAAUGGGCUAUUCAGUGUUGCUUCUUGUUUUCUUUACGAAGGUGGAUUGCACUUUGGGUGGACCAGGUUGGAUGUUUGUGGGCUGGACCAGGUUGAGAGAAUGUUGGUUGGAGUGGAACGUGUUUGUUUGAUGGGGAUUGUUGUUUGGUUAGAUCCUAUAUUAAGGACAUCUGUUGGAAUGUGGGUGGGUUUUGUUUGCUUUCAUCCUGUUUUGGAAUUCAUUGUUUCGUGCAUGUGUUUGUCUGAGUGUGCGUACGUGUUUGAAGGCAUGUUUGUGUGCCUGCCUGUGCAUUAUGCAGGUGUGUGUGUGUGUGUGUGUGUGUGUGUGUGUGUGUGUGUGUGUGUGUGUGUGAGGAAGUGUUUGUUGACAGAGACCCAGGGGGUGGCAUCCUGCAGAGGGGACAGGACAGUACAGGGUCCUGAGGGUGUAAUCACAGAGAGGAAACACACUGGGGAUAAACAUACAACCUCUCCUCUCCUCUUCUCCUCACACAGCAUUCUCCACUGGUGGAUGGGUGGGUGGGUGGGUGCACACGAGGAGGGGACCAGUGCUCCUACAGUGCAUUGACGAAGGGGAGGCUGGUGUUUCGAUGGACAGUGUCAGUCAUGACAGUCAUGACAGUCAGUGGGUUAGUCAGUUUGGAGAAAGUGUUCUCUCCAUGUCUACUGUUUGAUUCUUUAAGCUGAACUCCCGCCCAGUGUGUGAGGAAUGUUGUGAAACUAAAUGAGUUUGGUACUGGACUACUCAGUGUGACAGUUGAAUGACAAGCCUGUGAGCUCUCCCUGCAAAGCAUGCGUGUGUGUGUGUGAGUGUGUGUGUGUGUGUGCGCUCACGUGUGUGUGUGCGCCCGUGCUUGUGCGUCAGCUGUGCCUAUCCAAGCCAGACCAUGGUGUCCCUAGCGCUCUGACUGACAGACGGCUGUUUUUGUUUGGGUCUGGCACAGAAAGGACCGAGCAAUCUGGAACUGGCGCCGGAGGAAUACUCAGUAACGAUUGGCUCCUAUCCAUGUGACAUCAGCUUCCAUAACGACCAGCUCUUCCACUGCAGCAUCAACGGCUCGCUGGGCUCCAGUGAAGGAGAACUGCCUGUCACCGUAAGUACAACGUCAUUACAUUCUAAGGCUACUACUUUGGACCACUUUAUUAUCAAUGUUUUGAAACAAUGUCCAGUUUGGUUUAGCUACCAAUUGAACUACGUCUCGAUGAUGAGAGUACAGGGACGAGCAACGUGACAGGCCACUCUUGGUCAGGGGACAGGGUGUAACAGUAAACGAAUCAAAGAGUAAACCAAUCUGCUAUCUUUUGUCUAUCUGUCCAUCCGAAUCACACGUGCAGGCACGCAAGCAUGUGCGGAAGGCUGCAUACCAGCAUGCACACACACACACACACACAUACACACACACCCUGGGCUUCUGUCUACAUGGUUUUUGUUUUGUCUCAGAAGUCUCUGUUUCUAAUAGAAGGGCUCAAUCAACCAAACUCUCGUUCUCUUUUUCUCUCUCUCCCCCCGCUCUCUUGUCCGUUGCUCAUUUCAGCCUGUUUUGAGAGGGCUUAUUAGGGAAAAUCAGGCAGUUGAGAGCAGUGGAUGAGAAUGGCCAUGUUUGUCAGUCAGUCUGUCUGUCUGUCAGUCUAUGGCCCUCACAGACAGUCAGUGAGACGUGAGUCACAGAAAGAGAGAGAGGCAGGGAUGGAGUGUAGGAGGGAAAAAACUCUCUCAGGAUGUCCAUAAAUAAACACGCAAUUAGCAGACAAACACAGAGAGCAGGGGUCAAACGAGAUGUCAAAACACUAACGGUUGGGCUGCCCUCAUCUCUCCUGAGAGAGUGUGUGUGUGUGCGUGUGUGUGUGUGCGUGUGUGUGCGUGUGCGUACGUGCGUGCAUUUAUAUAUUUGUGUGUGUACCGGUAAAUGUGUAUAUUUGUGUUCUUUGUGCGCUAGCUCCCCCCAGUUUAAAAGGUAUGCAAAUGCUUAGCUUCUGGGCAUUAAAGCAACCUUUUUGAUUUCUUCAGUGACUUUUCAGUGGCAUACUAGCACCUAUUUUUACCUCCCUUUUUUUCCCUUGGCUCAGAAGUGAAGCUGAGCCUCUGUAUGGGGGAGCUGUGAGUGAGGGUUUAUCUGGGCUGCUGUUCCCCAACCCAAACAUGAACACAGAACAAUGGCAUUUCUUUCCACCACUCUUUCUUGCUUUAUUUUCAUGGUUUGGAGAAAUAAACAGUCAUACCAGAGAGAGACCCUGCAGAGAGAGAGACCACUUGUACCCCUCCUCAGUCUAGGAACAGAGGCAUAUGGGGUUUUAAGACCUGGAGGCAGACAUACUGAAUUUAGCAACAAGGUUGCGAUAGGGAAAUUGAUUGGACUGGGUAUGAUUAUUGUAGUCCAAGAUUCCAUAUCGGCCAACCAGAAAGCAGAAGUGAAAGUCAUCCCUCCAGUCACAUCUGUUUACCCUGAACUGGUUGACUCAUACCAUCACACACAUUCCAGUGUGUGUAUGUGUGUGCGUGUUAGCCUGAAUGUGUAUUUGUAGUCCCCUGUAGCUCAGUUGGUAGAGCAUGGCGCUUGCAACGCCAGGGUUGUGGGUUCGUAUCCCACGGGGGGCCAGUAUGAAAAUGUAUGCACUGGCUAACUGUAAGUGGCUCUGGAUAAGAGCAUCUGCUAAAUGACUAAAAUGUGAAAAAUGUCUGAUUGUGUGUCUGCAUUUCUAUUCCUCAGAGCAUAUGUUUGCAUGUUGAAAGGGGCCUGCUAAACACCGUUCUCUCCCUCUCCUCUAUAUCCUCUUUCCUCCUUUUCCUCCCAUCUCGCCCUUUCUUUCACUCUCUCUCCUUUCUUUACUCUGUCUCUCCCCCCUCCCCUCUCCCCCUCUCUAGGUGCAGGUGGGUAACUUCCAGAGGAUCAUAGCCAAGGUGCAGCUGGGUGGUAGUGAGCUGGCCAUCGUGGUGUCCAUCGUGGUGUGCUGCAUCCUGCUGCUGCUGUGCACUGUGGGUAAGUGUCUGGGCUAGUGACGUUGCCGGGGAUGAUGGAUGUCUGGGCAGCCUGGCGACGGAUGCUCCAGAUGUGAGGGAGAUAAAAGGAUCUCCGGGGUUAGGGUCUCUCUCCCCCAGUCUACACAGCACAAAGACACCACUGUUACCACUGCUCCCAGUGUGUGUGUGUGUGUGUGUGUGUGUGACGUCUGUGUGUGUGUCUGUGGGUGCGAAUGUUUGUUCUCAUGUAGUUGUAUGUCUGUGUGUGUCUUUUUUUAUGUGUUUGUGUGUGUGUGUGUCUUCGACAAGUGUGUGUUUUCAUUUCUCUCCAGAAGCUGUUUAUGUAUGGAUCUUUUACAAAUGGAGUAUGUCCUGAUUUAUUACAACAUGUCAACCUGUGAUAACAGGAUAUGGCUUCAAAGACAUCUAUUUAAUGACUCGUAUGUCUCUUUCUGUGUGAUUCUCUCCCUCAUUCCUCUUUUGUCCCUCUUCUUCUUCUCUCUCUCUCUCUCUCUCUCUCUCUCUCUCUCUCUCUCUCUCUCUCUCUCUCUCUCUCUCUCUCUCUCUCUCUCUCUCUCUCUCUCUCUCUCAGCUCUGGUGGUGUACUGUACUAAGAGCCGGAGGGCGGAGCGCUACUGGCAGAAGACUCUGCUGCAGAUGGAGGAGAUGGAGUCCCAGAUCAGAGAGGAGAUCCGCAAAGGUGCAGAACCACACACACACUUGUACUAGCAGAAAGGCAGGAGUUUCUGUGUGAUCCCUAAUGCUACCAGCAGGUCUCCCUACACUCAGAUGUUAUUAGCGCUCCAUUGAAGUCUCGCUCAUGUUCUCUGAUGUUCCUGGGCCAAGGCUAUAUGAGGGAAAACAGAAACGUGGACCUUCACUUACGUAUUUGUUUGUGUCUGUGCGUACAUGUGGUGGCAGCAGUUGAAAGAUGUGUGCAUAGUUAGCGUGACUCAUAAAACACACAGACUGAGUAGUGAUCACUCACUCACACUCACACACACACACACAAACAUGGUGGUCACACAUUGCUUCAGUUGUGUCUACCCUGUAGGGGCGAAGCGGUAGGGGUGUGAGAGGAGAGGGGAGGGGAGAGGAGGGGAGGGGUCACUGUGGGCCAGUCUGAGCGACCAGAUUUAUAGGACAGAUAGAUAAAGAUGGAUAAAUAGAGAAAGAGAAAUGGAGAGGGUGAGAGGAAGGGAGGCAGAAAUAGGGGCAGGAGUCAGGGACAUGUUUCUGUGGGGAGAGGUGUGGGAAGAGGAGGAGGAGAAAGGGAGGAGGACGAGGGAAAGAAGAGGAGAAGAGGUUUGUUAGAGGACAUAUACAGAUGUGUGGGUGAGAUCAGGGUGUGUGUGUCAGGGGUGGGGGAAAGGUUUGGGAAGGGAGGAGCAGGUGGGAGGAGAGAAGGGAAGAGGGGAGAAGGGAGGAGCAGGUGGGAGGAGAGAAGGGAAGAGGGGAGAAGGGAGGAGCAGGAGGGAGGAGAGAAGGGAAGAGGGGAGAAGGGAGGAGAUGGAGGAAAGUAGCAGUAAAGAGAUUGGCAUAUUGCAGGGACCAUCCAUCAAGAUCACACGUGUCAAACUCAUUCCACGGAGGGCCGAGUCUUUUCCGUGUACUUGAUUAAUGAAUUAAGGUCACUAAUUAGUAAGGAACUCCCCACACCUGGUUGUCUAGGGCUUAAUUAAAAGGAAAAAACAAAAACCUGCAGACACUAGGCCUUACAUGGAAUGAGUUUGACACCCCUGAUCUAGACGAAUGAGAAUAGUUUGGUAUGUGUGGGAGUCAUAAGAUGUGUGACUGAAGAGCAUUGGAAUUUGGCUGUGGAGUCAGUCAUUGAUGGUCAGGCCUGACCAAAGGACUAUUUGUCAUGGGAUGUAUUAUCCCGAAGGGAAAUGCUAAGAGGGUGUUUUGGCCUGAGACACACACACACACACACACACACACACACACACACACACAGUCACACAGAAUGUCUCCAUGGUGAUUAGUGUAUAAAACAUAAACAAACUUCUCAUCCUGAGGAAGGAAGAGCUUGUCCAUAAAGAGAUCUCCCAUGUCCAAUAACGAGACAACAGAACAUAAUCCACUCAUACCAGAACCUAUGAAACCCAUGUGUUUAGAUAUGCUGAUACUGUUAUUGUGGGUUUUACUGCUAGCACACAUGGUUCUGAUAGGAGGCUCUCAGAUUGGAUCUGGCAGCUCUGAUUGUGUUUUGUAAAUAUUUCCUUGCAUGCCGUGCUGGACUGCAUAUGCUGGCACAGUCAUGUGAUACCAGAACAUGCUAGAAUGUAAUGUAGUUAAACCUGGAUUCUGGGAUAUUCUAGAAUGUGAAAGAAUGUUCUAGAAUGUUCUACAACUAGGUAGAGACAUAUGCAUGGUUCUGGGCCUGUGUUCUGGAAUAAAAUACAGAGUUGUCUGAGGUGUUCUAGACUAAAUGUCCUGUGAAUGGUGGUGAGAUUUUGUCCUCUAACCCUGUGGUAUCCCUCAAGGCUUUGCAGAGCUGCAGACAGAUAUGACAGACUUGACUAAGGAGCUGAACAGCAGCCAGGGAAUCCCCUUCCUGGAGUACAAACAGUUUGUCACACGCACUUUCUUCCCAAAGGUGAGUCAGUCAGUCUCACACAAACACACCUACCUUCUUCCCCCAAGGUGGGUAUCACCUUACUACAACCAUUAGAGAGAGAGAUUUUCGAUCAGGAACAAUUUACAUUGAAUAGUUCUUCACACAUCCAAGAUAUUUUUAGUCGCUAGCGGAGAACAUAUAUUUGUUACAGGUAAGUGUUUUCUCCUCUCUGAUGUGCUAUCCAUCCUUGAAGUAUAGUUUUUUUGUCUGCACCUCUGUUUUUCCACAGACAGAGAUACAGACAGAACAGUGUGUUUCAUGUUUUAACAUGAAGUUUCAAGGAGACAGAACAAUGCUGGGCACUCACACAAGAAAACUUUCCCUUACUUUCCCCACACACUGCUACAGACAGCACACAUUGUACUCACCCAUACGCACUUUUACACUUGUGUAUGCACACACACUCUUUAGUACAGGGUUCUUCAAUUCCGGUCCUGGAGGGCCGAAACACCUCUGUUUUUCAUCCUCUCCUUCUAAUCAGGGGCUAAUUCAAACCUGGGACACCAGGUGAGUGCAAUUAACUACCAGGUAGAAAUAAAAAACAGAAGUGUUUCGGCCCUCCAGGACCCUGCUUUAGUACAACCUAACCAUGGCAGGGAGCUUAGCAGUUAGAGCACGUGUCAAACUCAUUCCAUGGAGGGCCGAGUGUGCAGGUUUUUGCUCCUCCCUUGUACUUGAUUGAUGAAUUAAGUUCACUAAUUAGUAAGGAACUGCCCACACCUGGUUGUCUAGGGCUUAAUUUAAAGGAAAAUCCCCAAAACACACUCUGAUUCUGUCUCUCUGUGUGUUUAUCUCAGAUGUAUUCAGACUAUGAGAGGAGUCUGGUCCAGCCCGUCUAUGAGAACAACGCCCUCGGUCCACGAGCCCUCCCUGAGACACACCCCCUUCUGCAGGACUGGCAGGUAAAGAGUUAACCCCCUGAAGUGUUCCACUAUCCAUUCUCCUCUCUACCUCCAGCGCCUUGAUUCUAUUCCUCUACUUCCUCGCUCCUCUGCUUCACAACUGGGUCACACUGAUUAUUAAGUCUCCACGGUGAGGCUGUUGAUUAGGAGUAACUAUAGAAGGAAACCACAACUGUGUGUGUGUGUGUGUGUGUGUGUGUGUGUGUGUGUGUGUGUGUGUGUGUGUGUGUGUGUGCAUGUUUUGUAUAUACAUUGCAUUUUAAUUCCUAUUCACCAGCUGCCAGUCCUUUUGAUUCAGGCAGUUUUCAUGUUGUCAAACACUACCCCAGCCCACCCAGACACUGGCAGAUUGUUGACACACUUCCCAACAUCUCAAUGAUAAUGGCACCACACACAUUCUAUCGCAACCAUAAGGACAGCCACCUCUGUUGGUUGUGUGUGUGUGUGUGUGUGUGUGUGUGUGUGUGUGUGUGUGUGUGAGAAAGAGAGAGAUCUACUAUUGCAUCACUGCAUGGUUUUGGGUCAACAGCCUGGGGAGCCUGUCUAAGAGUGAUAAAGUGUUUCAGAUCCUCACCGUCUUCCCGUGUUUUCCAGGCCACAGCGUCCAAAUCUCACUGGCCGCCAUUUAUCACCACUCUCCUUCUGUCACUGUGAAAACAGGAGCAUAUUGCUGCAGUCCAGGGGGAAGACUUUAUAAGAGCACUGCUUAGAUGCACCGUUAGAUAGGAUAUGAUCUCAUUAACUAGGCUGAGAGUGUUUUCGAAGACAAUAUUAGAAAGCACCAGCGGACUGUGAUGAUAUUAAGAGAGAGCAGGUGAAAAGCUCAGAGGUGGAAACUGCAUAAUGAGUUUUAGUGGUCAUACCCUGAUCAUAUGGAGUUAUGAGGUGGAUUUGGGUUAGGGAGGAGGCUGAUUGAACAGGUUGGUUAAAUACACAUACUGUAACUCCCUCUUUUCUCUUUUCUCUCCUCUAAUUCUCUUUCUCUCUCCAGCCCUCUAACACAGCCAAGCCUAACAUGGAAGAGGGCAUAACUCUCUUCUCCACCCUUCUCAACAACAAGCACUUCCUGGUUACCUUCGUCCACGCGCUGGAGCAACAGAAGGACUUUGCCGUACGCGACAGGUAACCAUGAAAAUCAUGACAACCAUACACACUUCAAACCCAAAGCACUGUGACUGUCUACUGCAGCACAAGGGCCCGAUUCCGACCCAAGUUAAGCGCCCGUAAAUGGAACGUUAUUCCCUUUUUGUGAAUGUUUCUCUCUAUGUUAAUUCUGACCUUGAACUUAAGCAUGAGAAUAGCAUGCUAUUCACCCGCUAUUCAUUAGGGGUGGAGAUCUAAGAAAUGAAGGUGUGGAGGAGGUGUGUCUACAAAUAAAUUGUAUUCUGCCCUUGACUUAAUUCCCUCACAAUUCCAUCCCCUUUGCACGCGAGGAAACCAUGAAUAAGGUAGAGCAAACCUACCGGUUCCAAGUGGGAAAAGCAUCUACUUUCUUUUUUCAGAUAGAAAUAACAGCAUUUUCCAUGCACUGUGGAAAAAUGGAUGAGCUAUUGAUAAGUGCUAGGUAAAUUAGUAAUACGUUUGGAGAAGGGGAUUGUAAAUGCAUAUAGCAAUUGUUUUAGAUUAUUUUUCUUUAUGAUCCCUGGAGACUAAUGUGAAACCAGCCAUAUGGAAGCAAACUGAAAAUCAAAUCAACAUGACAUAUAUUUUCCACAGUGAAACAGGUUAUAAACAAGUAUAAAAAAUGUAUGCACUCACUAACUGUAAGUCGCUCUGGAUAAGAGCGUCUGCUAAAAUGACGUAAAUGUAAAAAAUAAAUAGCUGUGCUGUUAUUCCGAAUUUUAAUUGUGUGGCCUCAUAAUUUGAUGUAUGCGCUUUAUAAUGUUUUAAUUAUAGCCUAUACCCAGGCUUUUUUCUGUUUUAUUUUACAAUUUGUAUCAUGUUAAAUAUUAGCCACUAUCGGGAGCCACCGUCAGUAAAACUCACAUACAUUUAUAACUGUCACUUUAGCUUACAUUUUGCAUCAUUUUAUUCCAUUUAGUUUACCUUUCUUUCCUCUGUCACGUCCGUGUAAGUUGUUCCUGAGGGUCGCUAGCAUUAGUGGAUCAUAUUAGGCUAACGUUGUGCAAUAAUUUGGGACAUGUAGCCUAUUUGAAUCAUUAUGGAACUCAGACCACACGUAGCAGGUUAAACCCGGAGCCUGGUGCACGCUUUACAACGACUGGACUGUUGUCAUACAGUUAGUAGAUUAGUGAGAAUUAGGGUAGAUGUAUAGGACUAUUGGUCAACCCCUGUUGUAAACUUUUUUCCACCUUCCAAUGUUUCAUGGAUUGAAUUUGAAUAUGACAACUUUCAGGAUGAAUCAAACCAAUGUAUUUUUUAUUCAUCAAUAUAUUUUGUGAGUAAAGGCUCUCCAAACCAGUUUUUCUUAAUGAUUCAUACAUACUUUCCUAACCCUAAAAUGUGCCUACAUAAUCUACAAGAUCAGAGUAUUUUGACAUCUACCAGUUCAAUCAAUCAAAUGUAUUUAUAAAGCCCUUUUAUACAGAAACCCAGCCUAAAACCCCAAACGGCAAGCAAUGCAAAUGUAGAAGCACGGUGGCUAGGAAAAACUCCCUAGAAAGGCAGGAACCUACAUUUUACAUUUUAGUAAUUUAGCAGACGCUCUUAUCCAGAGCGACUUACAGUUAGUUACCUAGGAAGAAACCUAAAGAGGAACCAGGCUCUGAGGGGUGGCCAGUCCUCUUCUGGCUGUGCUGGGUGGAGAUUAUAAGAGUACAUGGCCAUUUAAGGCCAGAUUGUUCUUCAAGAUGUUCAAACGUUCAUAGAUGACCAGCAGGGUCAAAUAAUAAUGACAGUGGUUGUAGAGGGUGCAACAGGUCAGUACCUCAGGAGUAAAUGUCAGGAGACUAUUAUGCAUAGAUUUAGAUGGCUUUCUUUUAUUGAUCCCUAUUUUCUGAACCAUUUCUCUCAAUGUAUUCUAGUCUGUCACCAAAAUUCUAAAUAAAGGUACACAGUAUUUAAAGGGAUAGCUUAAAAUUAAGAUAAAUGUACUGACAACCCUAUUCCACAAGAAAAUAUGUUGGCCAGCAAGUGGGAGGGUUUUCAGCGGUUGAAUUACAUUUAUUUAGCGCGUGCAAGGGAACCACGCCUGCAAAGCCCGUUACACACCUGCACAAGGUAAGUCUGAAUAUCAACUACUGAGAAAUGUGUAAGAAAGGCGUAAUUUCCUAAGUCGGAAUCGUGCCCUAACUGAUUAUCCUAUGUAUCCACCUCUUCCCAGUUCAAAGUGUUUAUGUGUAGAAUAUGACAGCUCCAUACAACACCUCAGCAUAUCAGUGUAAAAACAGAACGUUGUUCUGGAGGCUCCUCAAAAACCUGGGAGAUUCCCGAGGCCCACCCUAGCAGAGUUGCCAACAACCGGAUGCAUCCAGUUUUCAGGGAUACAGCUAUCUUCAACCUAGCUUCCUUUUCUGCUGAAAAAUGGAUUUAGGAACUCAGGCGUUUGUUUUAUGCCUGCUACAUUAGGUUACCCGAGGCCAGACCACUUCCCUCCCUCUCCAGGCUAAGCACCACAGCAGUGGUUUGGCCAUAAUGUUUCCCCUGCCUGGUCUCCUGGAUGAAAGGCUCUUUGUUAUGGAAAUCACCCCCUCCACACCCUCUGUCCAUUUAGACCACUCAUAAGUAAAGCGGUGCCAGUUAAGAAGGGAAACCUGAGUGUGGUGGCAUCAGCUGAUGCCAUCAGCAGAUAUUGCGUCAAAUGGAUUCACACUCUACUUACAUGCGGUCUAUUUAAGUUGACCAGUUGUACACAUGCUUCCUCAAUGCCAGAUGUCACAUGCACACAUGUGCUGGUGUCUCUUGCUAAUGCCAAGACUGUGCAUUGUUAUCUUUUCAAAUAAAUGGUUAGACGUACAAGUGGUGUUUCCCUUCUGAACAACAUAACAGUGCGUUCUCCGUUGUGGGGAGUAAAUCAUCUUUCAUGAAUUGGAUAUGUCUCUGUACUCACACACAUUUUUGUGUUUUUCUUUUGUCUCUCUCUUCUCAGGUGUAGCCUGGCGUCCCUGCUCACUAUCGCCCUCCAUGGUAAACUAGAGUACUACACCAGCAUUAUGAAGGAUCUGCUGGUGGACCUGAUCGAUGCCUCGGCCGCCAAGAACCCCAAGCUGAUGCUGCGACGCACAGAGUCUGUGGUGGAGAAGAUGCUCACCAACUGGAUGUCCAUCUGCAUGUACAGCUACCUCAAGGUGAGGGAGGGAGUGAGGGAGGUAGGGAGGGAGGGAGGGAGGGGUAAUAAAAAAGAGACUCACCUUGACCUUUUUAUCAAAUCAUGAGGAUCCACUGUCAAUGUUGUUGUAGCCCCUUACUGAGAAACAGUCAUCAUUCCUUAGUUGUCAAACCUUUCUGUCACGUUGUUAACAUGCUACUGUGAUGUUUUCUUCAGGAGACAGUGGGCGUGCCCUUCUUCCUACUACUGUCUGCCAUCAAGCAGCAGAUCAACAAGGGUUCUAUAGACGCCAUCACAGGGAAGGCCCGGUACACCCUCAACGAGGAGUGGCUGCUCAGAGAGAACAUUGAGGCCAAGCCACAGGUCAGUCACCACACGGCAAUGCUGAUGUCAUAUACUGACCACUGAUUGGUUAAUAAAAAAGGAAAAAGUCUUGCUGUAUGCAUGUAUCAUGCGUCAAUCAUUCACCUCUAUACAAUCCUGUUUUAUAUUGUCCUAAUUAAAUAAUUGUGACCUACCCUGCCUCCUCUAAUGUCCUCCCUCUCUUUGUGUGUGUCCAGAACAUCAACGUGUCGUUCCAGGGCUGCGGGAUGGACUCUCUGGUUGUGAGGGUGAUGAACACAGACACCAUCUGCCAGGUGAAGGAUAAGAUUCUAGAUGCCUUCUAUAAGAACCUGCCCUUCUCCCAGUGGCCCCAGGCAGAGGACGUAGACCUGGGUGAGAAAACUGUAUUUUAUUCUCCUUCCUUUAUUUAGAGUCCUCAUUGAGGAAGAAAUGUUUUGAAAGGGAGCGCUGAUCAACUCUUGCUUUGUAGCUCAACUAACAUGAAGCUCGUGCAAUAGAUGGCCAAAUGCAUUUGAACAUUUAUGACAUUCUUUCCUUUUCCUCGUCCCUCUCUCUCUUUUCUUCCCCUCUCUGCUGUCCUGUAGAAUGGUUUGCGUCUGGUAGCAACAGCAGGAUCCUCCAGGACCUGGAUAACACUUCAGUGAUGGAGGAUGGCAGGAAGAAACUCAACACAGUCACGCAUUACCAGGCAAGGCUCUGCUCCCACCACACACACAUCAUCUCACCUGUGCGUGUGUGUGCGUGCGCAAGUGAAUGUGUGCGUGGUGUGUGUGUGUGAGGUGUUUCCCUGACAUUGUCACACUCACAGCAAGGUUAACAGAGAGGUGAGGGUGAGAAGUCACUGUACAUGUUGAUUGCCCGAGUUGUGCCACAUUCUGUUUAUCUGUGUUUUCAUACAAAUGGGUGUCAAUACAGUAUGUGUGUGGUUUCCUCUGUGACUGUGUGUGUUUGUGUGUCAUCUUACACAUGCAGUAUGUUAGUGUGUGAUUUCUGUUUUUGUUUGUAUCUGUCAUUGUCUGUGGGUAUUUGUUUGUCUUGGCGUUUUUAAAUUUUUUGGGGGGGUCUUUGCAUUUUCUAGUGUCUUGUUAUGUUUGUAAUGUGUCCGAGUAAUUAUGUGUGUCUGAGUGUAUUUGUGUAUCUGAGUGACCUCUAACCUUUGCCCUGUUACCAGUGCUGUUUCGUGCUCUGUUUAGUAAGUGCUGAGCUAUAGAGAGCUGUGAAGGCAGCGAGGCACAGUGUGUACCAACAGUCUCGGUUCACUGGCAAGGCUGUUCAAUCCAUUUCACUGUGUUGACUUUAAUGAGCCCAGCGAGCCCCCCUGCAACCCCCCCACAGCCCCCCUGCCACUUCAGACACACCCACACACCCAAACACACACACACACCCUGAGGCAGCGGUUAAUGAUCCAGUUCUCGUGCCCCCCCUCUCACCCCUGUCCCUGUGACCUCUGAACCCUCCCACAGAUCCCAGAGGGGGCGUCGUUCGCCAUGAGCAUGAAAGACAAGAGAGACAACACCCUGGGGAGAGGUAGGUCACACACACACACUCUGUCACCUUGUCACACACUCCUACAUGCUUAGAAAAACAUUAACUUUAUUAUGGUCAAACUGCACACACUCACUUCAUCCUGAUCAUAUUACACACAUACAGUGAGGGAAAAAAGUAUUUGAUCUCCUGCUGAUUUUGUACGUUUGCCCACUGACAAAGAAAUGAUCAGUCUAUAAUUUUAAUGGUAGGUUUAUUUGAACAGUGAGAGACAGAAUAACAACAAAAACAUCCAGAAAAACGCAUGUCAAACAUUUUAUAAAUUGAUUUGCAUUUUAAUGAGGGAAAUAAGUAUUUGACCCCCUCUCAAUCAGAAAGAUUUCUGGCUCCCAGGUGUCUUUUAUACGGGUAACGAGCUGAGAUUAGGCUCCCGAGUGGCGCAGCGGUCUAAGGCACUGCAUCUCAGUGCUUGAGGCGUCACUACAGACCCCCUGGUUCGAUUCCAGGCUGUAUCACAACCGGCCGUGAUUGGGAGUCCCAUAGGGCGGCGCACAAUUGGCCCAGCGUCGUCCAGGUUUGGCCGGUGUAGGCCAUCAUUGUAAAUAAUAAUUUGUUCUUAACUGACUUGCCUAGUUAAAUAAAGGUAAAAUAAAAAUAAAUUAAAAAACACUCUUAAAGGGAGUGCUCCUAAUCUCAGCUUGUUACCUGUAUAAAAGACACCUGUCCAAAGAAGCAAUCAAUCAGAUUCCAAACUCUCCACCAUGGCCAAGACCAAAGAGCUCUCCAAGGAUGUCAGUGACAAGAUUGUAGACCUACACAAGGCUGGAAUGGGCUACAAGACCAUCGCCAAGCAACUUGGUGAGAAGGUGACAACAGUUGGUGUGAUUAUUCGCAAAUGGAAGAAACACAAAAGAACUGUCAAUCUCCCUCGGCCUGGGGCUCCAUGCAAGAUCUCACCUCGUGGAGUUGCAAUGAUCAUCAGAACGGUGAGGAAUCAGCCCAGAACUACACGGGAGGAUCUUGUCAAUGAUCUCAAGGCAGCUGGGACCAUAGUCACCAAGAAAACAAUUGGUAACACACUAUGCCGUGAAGGACUGAAAUCCUGCAGCGCCCGCAAAGUCCCCCUGCUCAAGAAAGCACAUAUACAGGCCCGUCUGAAUUUUGCCAAUGAACAUCUGAAUGAUUCAGAGGAGAACUGGGUGAAAGUGUUGUGGUCAAAUGAGACCAAAAUCGAGCUCUUUGGCAUCAACUCAACUCGCUGUGUUUGGAGGAGGAGGAAUGCUGCCUAUGACCCCAAGAACACCAUUCCCAUCGUCAAACAUGGAGGUGGAAACAUUAUGCUUUGGGGGUGUUUUUCUGCUAAGGGGACAGGACAACUUCACCACAUCAAAGGGACGAUGGACGGCGCCAUGUACCGUCAAAUCUUGGGUGAGAAUCUCCUUCCCUCAGCCAGGGCAUUGGAAAUGGGUCGUGGAUGGGUAUUUCAGCAUGACAAUGACCCAAAACACACGGCCAAGGCAACAAAGGAGUGGCUCAAGAAGAAGCACAUUAAGGUCCUGGAGUGGGACAAAAUCCCUCCUGAGAUGUGUGCAAACCUGGUGGCCAACUACAAGAAACAUCUGACCUCUGUGAUUGCCAACAAGGAUUUUGCCACCAAGUACUAAGUCAUGUUUUGCAGAGGGGUCAAAUACUUAUUUCCCUCAUUAAAAUGCAAAUCAAUUGAUAACAUUUUUGACAUGUGUUUUUCUAGAUUUUUUUGUUGUUAUUCUGUCUCUCAUUGUUCAAAUAAACCUACCAUUAAAAUUAUAGACUGAUCAUGUCUUUGUCAGUGGGCAAACGUACAAAAUCAGCAGGUGAUCAAAUACUUUUUUCCCUCACUGUACACACACAUCAAACCACAGACAUACAUACAUUUCCCGCCAAUAAAACACGCUGUAACACACUCUCGCUUAAUCAAUCACACACGGAUGCAUGCACACGCACACAUCUGUACAUUUAGACCUUUCAACAGCAUGGUUGAUGUCCAGUAUCCAUAAGCCUGAACAGAUAUCUAGCCCCAGAUGAAACAGGAGGGGGUGGUGUUCCCUGUACCAGAUGAUUCCUCUACUGGGACGUUAACGUUCCGGUCCAGUCUGCUAACCUCAUCCAGAACAGAUCUUAGUUCUGACAGACCACUCUGUCCACACUAAUGAUUAGGGCCUCUCCUCUCAGUCAUGCUGGGCCAGAAACAGGCUAAAUGGGUGUGAAGGAAACCCUGGCUAAUGUAAAACACAUUUACCCCUCUCUGUGAUCACCUCAGAGGGUCUGGACUGGGACCGAGGCCUAAACCUGUCUGCCUGCCAAGACUAGGCCUCGAGUAAUGAGAGCACAUUCACCAUGGGGCUGUGUGUGUGUGUGUGUGUGUGUGUGUGUGUGUGUGUGUGUGUGUGUUUGUUUGUGUGUGUGUGCAUGCAAACCAAGAAGAGACGGAACCUCUGCCCUAACGAUGCCUGGGCUUUGUAAACUCAUUAGACUGGCUCCAGGACCAAUCACAAACUCCAUGUCUGCCUGUCUCUGUUUCUCUUCAGCUUUUCUCCCUCUCAUUCUUUUCACUCAUAAUCUUUCUUUUUUUCACUCCACUCCCAAUUCACCUUAAUCGUUCACGCUCACAUACACUCUCUCUUUUUCCAUAAACCCCUCUCUCUUCCUUUUUGCUGUCUAUCACUCGUCUACCACACUCCUCCAAUCUUCUUUCUUUCAAACUCUCUCUCUCUCUCUCUCUCUCUCUCUCUCUCUCUCUCUCUCUCUCUCUCUGUCUCUCUGUCUCUCUGUCUCUCUGUCUCUCUGUCUCUCUGUCUCUCUCUCUCUCUCUCUCUCUCUCUCUCUCUCUCUGUCUCUCUCUCUCUCUCUCUCUCUCUCUCUCUCUCUCUCUCUCUCUCAGGUCUCCUCCUCUGAUUUGUCAUUGUUUUAUUUCUGUAUUUUCUCUCCCUCUGCAGCCAAAGACUUGGACACAGAGAAAUAUGUCCAUUUGGUAAGUACACACACACACACACACACACACACACACACACACACACACACGGACAGAGAGUGUUCUCAUUCACCUCUAUUGACCCCGUUCCCACUGCCAUCAGCCCAUUGGUCUCAGAGAGAGCUCAAUUUAACACAGACACAGUGAAAGCCUGAGCAAUACAUCUGACUACACACUUUCAUAAGAGUUUGAGUGUGCAUGUGCAUAUAGGAAAGCUGGAGCAAGAACAUGAAAGCACUAAUAUCACAUAAGCCAUUGAAAAAAACUCAUAUGACUUUGGGUUUGACAUAAUGCGUUCUCUGGCAUACAUUUCACUGAGGGAUAGCUUUAGUCAAUUUUAGUGAGCAGUUUUUUGAUGUGGGACUUCAUAUUAUGGUGUGCUGGACUGGAGCUUAUUGACAGGCUCAGUAGAGGGAAAACGCCACUCUCUUUCUACUCCACCUCCAUACCACUGUCCUAGCUAAGACCUGUAGGAGCAUGUUACACAUGAUACUGGUACUGCGUAAGAGAAAAUUCCAGAAUUUCCCAACUUGCAGUAUUUCAUAAAGUGACAUAAUGUUAGUCAUACCUCAUAAAUCCCCACUGUGAUUCCUGGGUCGUAUUCAGGAGGCAAGAAUAAGAGAAAGCCUCCUGAAAUGGAUGACGCAUUAAGUGAACUUUUCCAAAAAUAACACUUUCUUUUCAUUUCAUCUCCCUGUCAAAUGUAAGUCACACCUCCGUAGUAGAUUCCCAUUUAGAUUGAGGUCAUUUCCCACCAUGCUGAUUGGAUGUUUUUGUACCCUGACCUCUAACCUCUAAUCUCUGCCCCUGCCCAUCUAGGUCCUGCCUCAUGAUGAGCUGUUUGAGAAUAAGAAGUCCCACAGACAGAGUCACCGUAAGAAGGUCCUCCCUGAGAUCUACCUGACACGCCUCCUCUCCACCAAGGUAAGAAAAAAAAAACGAUGUGUCAGCCAUCUUAAACGAUUUGCAGUCUACAAUACUGUGACAGAAAGCAGUGCCAGCCUAGUUUGAGUGCCCGUCUGUUACUGCUUCAGCUAGCCAACUCCUUGGCAUGUCCAAUUGUGAGCCUAAACAGUUUGGCAUGACAAUCACAGAGUAGUUGGCUAAAGCAAAGGCAUCAUUCCAUUACCAUUAUGAAUCAAUCCAUCAUCAGUUCUAUUUACAGUGACAUCAUCCUGGAAUUCAAAACAAUCCAUCUUGAUCCCAGUUCUGGUUCCGUGUCUGAUCCCAUCUGUGUUGUGAUUCCGUAGGGAACGUUGCAGAAGUUCCUGGAUGACCUUUUCCAGGCCAUCCUCAGUAUUCCUGCAGAGCGUCCCCCACUGGCCAUCAAAUACUUCUUUGACUUCCUGGAGGAGCAGGCGGACAAGAGAGGCAUCACCGACCCUGACACCCUGCACAUCUGGAAGACCAACAGGUAGGGGAAUUCAAUGAGAUACAUCUAAUCAUCUACUCAUCAAUGUAGCAUGAUGCACUAGAGUACCCAUAAUGCAAAAUGUUUUCUGAAGCUCACAUAAUGUUUUCCCAUCUCCUUAGUUUACCCCUGCGUUUCUGGGUGAACAUCCUGAAGAACCCUCAGUUUGUGUUUGACAUUGAUAAGACGGAUCACAUGGAUGCCUGUCUGUCUGUCAUCGCCCAGGCCUUCAUAGAUGCCUGCUCCAUUUCAGACCUGCAGCUGGGCAAGGUGAGACAUUCAAACACUUUACACAUGCAUUACACACGCCUACACAUACAUAAUCACUGCUAGGUGAAUACAUUUAUAUUUUAGUCAUUUAGCAGACGCUCUUCUCCAGAGUGACUUACAGUUAGUGAGUGCAUACGUUUUCAUACUGGCCCCCCGUGGGAAUCGAACCCACAACCCUGGCGUUGCAAGCACCAUGCUCUACCAACUGAGCUACACGGGACCUACACACUCAUAGACAGGUUGGUAGGUAGGUAGGUUAAACAUCCAGGCAUAAGCGAUAUAAGUGGUCGGGGUGUCAACUUACUGUUGAGAGUUAGAAUAGUAGAAUAAACAAGGUGUAAGUUCGAAAUUUGGUUGUGCAUCAGCAGUUUUUCAAUUUUUUUGUCAGUCAUUGACUUUCACUCAAUUAGCCAUGUCAGCUAACAAUUUUUUGAUUGUAAGUUAGUCUAGCCUGUUAUCUGAACUUGUAGUUAUCAUGGCCGAAUACCGACCGGGCACACAUGGCAUAAGCCAUGACAAAAUAUGUAGAAUUGUAGGAAAUUAGCUUUAAAACUGCAAAGAUUUCUCUCCACCCCAUGGCAGAAUGGGUAGAAUUACAGGAAAUUUGCUUUAAAACGGCAAAAAUCCAUCUCUGCAUCAUGACAAAAUAAGUAGAAUUGCAUGACAUUUCUUAUAAAAUUGCAAUAUUUUCUCUACGCCGCCUUGGCAAAAUGUGUAGUAUUGCUGGAUAUUAACUUUAAAAAGUAAAAAAAUUUAUCCACUGUCAAGAGGCGGACCACAAAAAUUGGUGAAUGAAACGACAUUACAGAUAUCACCUUUUACUUGAGGGUAUUUUAAUACAUACAGUGGGGAAAAAAAGUAUUUAGUCAGCCACCAAUUGUGCAAGUUCUCCCACUUAAAAAGAUGAGAGAGGCCUGUAAUUUUCAUCAUAGGUACACGUCAACUAUGACAGACAAAAUGAGAAAAUAAAAUCAAGAAAAUCACAUUGUAGGAUUUUUAAUGAAUUUAUUUGCAAAUUAUGGUGGAAAAUAAGUAUUUGGUCACCUACAAACAAGCAAGAUUUCUGGCUCUCACAGACCUGUAACUUCUUCUUUAAGAGGCUCCUCUGUCCUCCACUCGUUACCUGUAUUAAUGGCACCUGUUUGAACUUGUUAUCAGUAUAAAAGACACCUGUCCACAACCUCAAACAGUCACACUCCAAACUCCACUAUGGCCAAGACCAAAGAGCUGUCAAAGGACACAAGAAACAAAAUUGUAGACCUGCACCAGGCUGGGAAGACUGAAUCUGCAAUAGGUAAGCAGCUUGGUUUGAAGAAAUCAACUGUGGGAGCAAUUAUUAGGAAAUGGAAGACAUACAAGACCACUGAUAAUCUCCCUCGAUCUGGGGCUCCGCGCAAGAUCUCACCCCGUGGGGUCAAAAUGAUCACAAGAACGGUGAGCAAAAAUCCCAGAACCACACGGGGGGACCUAGUGAAUGACCUGCAGAGAGCUGGGACCAAAGUAACAAAGCCUACCAUCAGUAACACACUACGCCGCCAGGGACUCAAAUCCUGCAGUGCCCAGACGUGUCCCCCUGCUUAAGCCAGUACAUGUCCAGGCCCGUCUGAAGUUUGCUAGAGUGCAUUUGGAUAUCCAGAAGAGAUUGGGAGAAUGUCUAUGGUCAGAUGAACCAAAAUAUAACUUUUUGGUAAAACUCAACUCAUCGUGUUUGGAGAACAAAGAAUGCUGAGUGCAUCCAAGACCACAUACCUACUGUGAAGCAUGGGGGUGGAAACAUCAUGCUUUGGGGCUGUUUUUCUGCAAAGUGACCAGGGACGUCCGUGUAAAGGGACCAGGGGAACGUCCCCAAGCAGGGCAUGAGAUGAUUGCUCCAUGAAAUGCGCAGCCCACAGUGGUUCGUAAACCAUCACCAGUCUCCAGAUCUCAACCCCAUAGAAAAUCUUUGGAGGGAGUUGAAAGUCCGUGUUGCCCAGCGACAGCCCCAAAACAUCACUGCUCUAGAGGAGAUCUGCAUGGAGGAAUGGGCCAAAAUACCAGCAACAGUGUGUGAAAACCUUGUGAAGACUUACAGAAAACGUUUGACCUGUGUCAUUGCCAACAAAGGGUAUAUAACAAAGUAUUGAGAAACUUUUGUCAUUGACCAAAUACUUAUUUUCCACCAUAAUUUGCAAAUAAAUUCAUUAAAAAUCCUACAAUGUGAUUUUCUGGAUUUUCUUUUCUCAUUUUGUCUGUCAUAGUUGACGUGUACCUAUGAUGAAAAUUACAGGCCUCUCAUCUUUUUAAGUGGGAGAACUUGCACAAUUGGUGGCUGACUAAAUACUUUUUUUUCCCACUUUAUUCUCUUACACUCAGAAAAAAAAAUCCAUUGACAUUUUAGUCAUUUAGCAGACGCUCUUAUCCAGAGCAACUUACAAUUAUUGAAUUAAUCUUAAAAUAACUAGGUGAGACAACCACAUAUCAUUGUUUUGACAAGUACGGUUUCCCUCAGCAAAGUAGUUAUCAGCAAAGUCAGUGCUAGUAGGAAAAGAAAAGUGCAGUUUAUACACACACACGCACACUUUCCAACUGGGGAGAUAUCCCCAGAUUCCUCCCCAGUCCUUGCCAACCUUCCUCCCUCUUCUCUCCAGUCAGUCCGUCAGCUCUGUCUACCUCUCCUCAUGUUAUUUCAGCCCAGUCUACUCAACCAAGGUCAUGAGCACCAGGAAUCCCCUCUGUGUGUGUGUGUGUGUCUGUGUAUGUGUGUCUUUCAGUGCCCUCACUCCCCACAAAUCAGUCUCAUCCCUCAGACGUUAUGACCCCUAGCAUACACACUGCUUCCUGUCACUCUGACUGACUUCCUCCCUGGAGAUAUUUGUCAAACAAUGCUGAUCUAUUCCACUUUUUCAUUGCCAAAGAGCCAAUGCAAGUACCUCAAGCAUGUAAAACACAGAAACACACAAAUACACACAAACAAGCACACCAUUGCAUCGUAAAACAUCCAGAUGCUCAUCUUUUCUCUGCCUGUUAUUGGGAAGGGCUUCAGCUGUGCUGCCUGUAAAUAAUGUUUAUGUUGCCUGUUGUUGAGAGUAGUAGGACACUAGAUGUAUUAGACUGAGUGGAGACAGGUGUUAAGGUGUUGCUUAACCUCUCUAUUUUCUGUCAUCUCUGCUUGAGUGGUCAGCAUAGGGAGAGCAGUGCAGGAAAAGUCUGGAACCAUUGCUGUGUGUUUGGUUUUUUGUUUUACUGUACUUAUGAGGACCAGAAGUCCUCACAAGAAUAGUAAACCAAAGAGAAUUCUGACAUUUGGCCGCUCCUAAAAAGAAAAAAGGCUAAGGGGUUAGGUUUAGAACUAGGGUUAGGGCAGCGUUUCCCAAACUCGGACCUCGGGACCCAAGGUGUGCACGUUUAGUUUUUUUCCCUAACACUACACAGCUGAUUCAAAUUACCAAAGCUUGAUGAUUAGUUGAUUAUUUGAAUCAGCUGUGUAGUUAGUACUAGGGCAAAAACCAAAACGUGCCCCAUUGGGGUCCAGAGGACCGAGUUUGGGAAACCCUGGGUUAGGGUAAGAUUUAGGUUUAGGGGUUAGGAUAAAUAGGACUGAAUGGGAAUCAAUUGUUUGUCCCCAAAAAGUCCUCACAAGUAUAAUACACGUGUGUACGUGUGUGCAUGCGUGCGCACGUGUGUACCGGUCAGAGGACAGGACAGGUCAUUAAGAGGUCUGGAUUAGACGUCGCUCUGCAGGGGUGAGAGAGGGCUUGGAAACGAAGCUGUUUCCACGGAAACCUUAUCUGGUGGCCUGCAGACAGACAGUAGGGAUGGAGGGGGUGUGGGCAGUUAUUAGGGGUCAAGGGGGGUCGUCAGGCAGAUGGAGGAACCACAGGAAAUGAAAUGACCUUGUGGACAGGAAGAGAGGGAUUCCUAUCAGGAGGAGGGGCAGUGGCUGGAGUCUUCCUAGCUUCGAUACCACACACACACACACACACACACACACACACACACACACACACACGCAAAUGCAUAGCCUACAUAUCUGAAUGCUCAGCUCAACCCAAUACCUUGUAUGUGAACCUUUCUUAGUGAUUGAAUAAUGCUUUCAGUACCAUUGUAAAUGCUGUCAGUAACUUGGAGAAGUAGCAGAUGUAAGUAGAAGGAAGGGUUGUUAUGUCUGGCCUGGUUCUCUGUGGCUGUGGAUAUGGUUUGUUUAACUUUCCUAUUGUGAGGAGAGGAAACCCUGGCACCUCCCUUCAUUGUCUCAGGGAGGUGCUGACCUACUCACUCACUGAUAACACCAACCAACCACUCCCUAUGACCAUAGACCAACCAUGUAUCAACCAUAGACCAACCACACUAUGACCACAGACCAUGCUGCCCACAGUCUCAUGAACAACUCACUGACCAUAGACCACACUCACCGUACACUGAUGCUAGACUGGACUGAGCCCUGUCAUACUGAAAACAAUCUGACAACCAUACACAGGCAGUGGUUAUUUACAUACAGAUCUUGGUCAGGAGAGUGGUUAAGGAUAGAACUAGUUUGGUUGAGUGUUAAAAGAUCAAGUUCCAGGGAGGUUACUUUGACUAAAUAGGACUUUGUCUCUUGUUUCAGGACUCUCCCACUAACAAGCUGCUGUAUGCCAAGGAGAUCCCAGAGUACAAGAAGAGGGUGCAGUGCUACUACAAGCAGAUCCAGGAGAUGGCGCCACUGAGUGAGCAGGAGAUGAACGCCCACUUGGCCGAGGAGUCACGGGUGAGAGAGCGAGGGGUGACAGAUCAAUACAUGAUUGAUUAAUUGUAAUUUGUCAGCCUUGGUGGUGGACUGUUACUGCAUUCAACUGUGCUACACUGUUCAUCCAUGUAUUACUUUUUUGAGUUUUUUUUGUCUGAUGGAUUUAUAUCAUAACAAUACGCUCACUCUGUUUUCGGUUCCACAGAAAUACAGAAAUGAGUUCAAUACCAACCUGGCCUUGACGGAGAUCUACAAAUACGCCAAGAAAUACAGAAACCAGGUAAGAUCCCCUAUCUCUCUCACUACCUCUGCCCUGGAUAAGCUGUUUGACACGUUUAAACUGGCCCUAUCUCCAGCCUUAUCACCAGUCUAUAUUCCACAUGGAGUUUAGAGUUUCAGAGAGAGAGAUGAGUAUCAGGGCAUGAAGCAUCAGUACAGGAGAUCACACGCUUCUUUAAAGAUCUAACGGCCUCUUCACAACCCCACACACCCUCUUUCAUCCAGAGACCCAAAAUAUCCCUCUACACCCAGAUCAUAUAGAGACCCAAACUAUGUUCCUGACGUUCUCCCAAUAAUAGCCACAUUCUCUUCUGAACCCUCCUCAACCAAAUACAUACCCAACAGCACAGCGCUUGUGACCCCACGUGCUCCACAUCCUGUCCUUAACUUUCCGCCAGCACAACCUUUACCACACAAGACCUCGUCAUCAACCACCCCUAUCGGUUUAAUGACAGCCCCCCCCCCCCCCCCCCCCCCCCCCCCCCCCCCCCCCCCCCCCCCCCCCCCCCCCAAACGCACACGCACACACACACACACACACACCUACUGUUCCGUGGAAUGAUUCAGACAUUGAUAAUGUCUGACGGCCCUCAUCAUAAUGUCUGAGGGCCCUCAUCAUAAUGUCUCACGGCCCUCAUCAUAAUGUCUGACGGCCCUCAUCAUAAUGUCUGACGGCUCUCAUCAUAAUGUCUGACGGCCCUCAUCAUAAUGUCUGACGGCUCUCAUCAUAAUGUCUGACGGCUCUCAUCAUAAUGUCUGACGGCUCUCAUCAUAAUGUCUGACGGCUCUCAUCAUAAUGUCUGACGGCCCUCAUCAUAAUGUCUGACGGCUCUCAUCAUAAUGUCUGACGGCCCUCAUCAUAAUGUCUGACGGCUCUCAUCAUAAUGUCUGACGGCCCUCAUCAUAAUGUCUGACGGCUCUCAUCAUAAUGUCUGACGGCCCUCAUCAUAAUGUCUGACGGCUCUCAUCAUAAUGUCUGACGGCCCUCAUCAUAAUGUCUGACGGCCCUCAUCAUAAUGUCUGACGGCCCUCAUCAUAAUGUCUGACGGCUCUCAUCACAAUGUCUGACGGCCCUCAUCACAAUGUCUGACGGCUCUCAUCAUAAUGUCUGACGGCUCUCAUCAUAAUGUCUGACGGCUCUCAUCAUAAUGUCUGACGGCUCUCAUCAUAAUGUCUGACGGCUCUCAUCAUAAUGUCUGACGGCUCUCAUCAUAAUGUCUGACGGCCCUCAUCAUAAUGUCUGACGGCCCUCAUCAUAAUGUCUGACGGCCCUCAUCAUACGUGUUUAGCUGCUGUUCACUGCCAUUCUCCUGUACCAGCAGACACCAGGGCCCGGUUGCAUAAAACAGCUUAAGUUAAUUUCCCCCGUAUCUUUUCCCUUAAAGUUUCCUAAACUUUAAGUCAGCUGCAUAAAACAUUUUAAGGCGCAUUCCCCCCUUAAAAACACUUUCUUGUAGUGGAAUGACCAAAGUGCCCUCUAACACUUAAGAUGUUUUAUGCAACCAAGCCCUGGCACUCAGAGGUUUCUCUGGGACUCUCUAUGAAUCACUUCUGAUUACACAUUCUCUCUCUCAGCCCUCUCACUGGGCACAUGCUGACAGUAACACCCACUGAACGCAUGACAACUAUCAGGCAUGAAAGGCAGCACAUACGUGGGUUUUGUAAAUAGUAUGUGAACAGGAAAGGCUUUUGUGGGGAGAGAGGCAUGCGUGAAGGCUGAAGAACGGCUGAAGUACUCUCUUUCUCUGUCCGGGCAGGUGGUUGAGUUUCUGUCCUGUGCUGUAGAAUGCAUGAAUGCUUGACGGCUACUGAAAUGAGUCUCUCUCUUUCUAUUUCUCUAUCUCGCUCUCAUUCUCUAACUAUGGGUAGAUAAGUUUUGUAAGGUUGCUGGCUUGGCGAUUGUCUGAACUCUUUCUCUCUCUCUCUCUCCUUCUCCCUCUCUCUCAUCCCCCUCGCUGUCAGGUGGUGAGUGCUCUGGAGUCCAACCCCACAGCAAAGCGUACUCAGCUCCACCACAAGUUUGAGCAGGUCAUUGCUCUGGUGGAGGACAACAUCUAUGAGUGCAGCAGUGAGGCCUGA
Coregonus sp. 'balchen' is the source of this 45691-nucleotide messenger RNA. The record is from the annotation of a GenBank genome assembly. Lineage: Eukaryota; Metazoa; Chordata; Actinopteri; Salmoniformes; Salmonidae.